UGCUCUCAUGAGCUGCAUGGACGGUAAACAGAAGGUCUCAUGUGGUGGUCUCUUUUUAUUCCUGGGGUGGGACUGAGGCUGAGGUUUCGUGUGCUGUCUUGGCAUCCAAGGGGGAAGAGCAGAGGACUCUCCCAGCGCCCGGUAAGUUUCUGGCUUUGCAAGGUCUCCUUGCGGGAAAGACUGUGGGUUUGUUUAUUUCUUUUGCAGCGAGGCAGAUUAGGAAACUAAAUGGGGCUGCCUUCAAAGUUGGGCAACAGGUGGCACAGUUAAUGUGUGCAGCAGGGAGGAGGAUGCUUCCUGCUCUUGACCGGUGGUGCCAGAAUAAAAGGGGAUUUCCUAUUUUGUCCCCUUUCCGGGAUUUCCCCAGUAUUGUGAUGGCCAGUCCCAAACUCCCCACUUCUGGGUUGUGCAGAGAGAGAGAGAGAGAGGGAGGGAGGGAGGGAGGGAGAGGGAUCAGAGAGAUCACUUUAAUUAGUUCCUCUUCUGUUACACGACUGAGCUGCUGCUUGAGCAUCUCAGUUGUAAAACCUGCACCUUGCAGAUUUUCGGAAUGGGACCAUUUGACAGUCAGCUUCUCCAAGGUCAGUUUUCUUCCUCUUUCUCAUCCUCUCCACAUGGUUUUCUUUCUCAAGAGCAUCACCUCCUUUUCUCCUCCUGUUCCCUGCUUUGCCUACUGGAAAAUCUUGGGGUGCAGGGCAGUGCUUUCCACGGUUUGGGGGUUGGUUUGUUUUUCAUUGCCUCCUCUGGGAAAGUCUAUUUGAGCCACAGCAGAUCCAAACAGCUGUUACUUUGCUUUCUUGUCCUCACCUGGGAAAUGGCUCUCUUUAUUUUGCACCCAGGGUUUUUCUGCUCUCAGAGGCACGGUUGCCUUAUUAUGUGGUUUUCUAGAUUUGUCUUUGUUCCGGGCCUGCAGGCAGGGGCUCAGUGCUGUGGUCCUGUUGCUUAGAUACUGCAAAUGAGGCGUUGGCAACUGGGUGGGGUUCUUUUGGUAAGCUCGUUGGCAAGGCCUGCACCAGCCUUCAGGAGCUUGGCAUGAUGCCAACAGUGGGACUCACACACAUGCCCCCUCUGGCCAGGUCAGGACUUGGUCUGAUCUCAGCAGCUGUGAGCGCCACUUGUUUCCUCUGCUGCCACCACUAGGGGCAGCAUUGCUCUGUGCCCUCCAUUGGGGCCCCAGACAUACUUCAACUAUAGAUGGGUAGCAGUGCUCUCGAGUGCUCUGCUUGCAUCCAGAGACCCAGUGGGAGGAUGAAGGGCACCACAAAUGAGUCAGGCUGGUGAAGGGGCUCCCGUGCCCCUCCCCCAGACCCUUGAUCUGGCUGACUUGCUGGUGCCAGGCCUACUUAUCAGGUUCACCCUGGGGGAAAGGGUUAAAUCCACUAUAACAGAAGGAAGGGAAAUACAGGAGGGCGUUUUCAUGCCAACGGCGUUGUGCAAACACUGUGUAAAUCUUGCACGGGUGGAGGGAGCGCUGGUUGCUGAAUGAGCAUCCAUCUGGAAGGCUCCCUGCUGCUUUUCAGGUGUCUCUGAUAUGUUCUUCUCAGAGUAGGGUGAGGAUCAAGGGUAUGCUAACAUGACUUAGAGCUCAGCUCCCUCCUCUUAAAUUUCUGGCUCCAUGCUUAUCCCCUUCACCUAUGGGAACCCUCAGUUCCUGUUUCCCAAAGGUUGUGAGUAGGGAUAUGAUCAUAGCUGUCAAGUGUCCCUUAUUUGAAGGGACAAUCCCUUAUUCCAGUGCCAUGUCCCGCUGCUGUCCCUUAUUGAUGGAUGUCCCUUAAAUGUCCCUUAAAUGAUGUUCCUUAAAUUUCAAAGGAAGCAGCUCCUCUCCCUCCCUCCCUGCCGGCCAGAGAGGAGGGACAGGGAGGAGGGAAGCUCCAACUGUGUUGCUUGGCUGUGUUGCUCACCCAAUAAGAAGUCUAAGAAUGACUGGGGGGUGGAGCUUGCAUGCCUUGUGUGUGGCUAGUUAAUGCAAGCUGAGGAGGUUUUUGAAUGCUGGACGCCAUUUUGUUGCACGUGCUGCUGCAAACUUUGCAGUGCAAAGCCAGGCCGGGGGCCAUCUUAAGUUGAGGCUGCAUAGGCCUUGUGGUGCAUGUGAUUCAGAUUCUAUUCAGUUGAACCUCUGGUUACAAAGUUGGUUAGACAGUGUUCUCGAAGCUACCAGCAUGAGUUUGACCAGACUGCAGGAGGACAGGAAGACUGGAGUGCCUGGAACAGGUGAGGCCGCAGGUCCCUUAUUUUGGCUGCUGGUCCCUUAUUUUCAAGGCUGCUGGUCCCUUAUUUUCAAAUCUGUAAGUUGACAGCUAUGGAUAUGAUUUGGCUAAAUGUAUGGGGAGUCAGAGGGAUGCGGGUGGCGCUGUGGGUUAAACCACAGAGCCUAGGACUUGCCAAUCAGAAGGUCGGCAGUUCGAAUCCCUGCGACGGGGUGAGCUCCUGUUGUUCGGUCCCUGCUCCUGCCAACCUAGCAGUUCAAAAGCACGUCAAAGUGCAAGUAGAUAAAUAGGUACCGCUCCAGCAGGAAGGUAAACAGCGUUUCCGUGCGCUGCUCUGGUUCGCCACAUGCUGGCCACAUGACCUGGAAGCUGUACGCCGGCUCCCUCAGCCAGUAAAGAGAGAUGAGCGCCGCAACCCCAGAGUCAGUCAUGACUGGACCUAAUGGUCAGGGGUUCCUUUACCUUUUUAUAGGGAGUCAGAGAGUGCUUGUGGGUUUCCUUAAAGCACCCACCAAUAAUUUGAGUACCAUCGUGCCUAUUGAUGUUGCACUAACCGAGGCCAGUCCUUUGUUGUGUUUCCCUCCCCCCCCCUCCUGGCGGUGAGCCAAUGAGUCAUUUACCGUGAUAACAAAGCUUCAGGUGCUCUUAUGAUUCAGCAAAAUGGCAUUCAGAGCUAUGGGCGCCCUGCUGAUAAGGAAAAGUUGGGUUUGAUUGGGUUUGUUGCCUGUUGUGGGGUUUGGGGAGUGGGGCAACAAUAUGGGCUGAAAGCAAACAGUGGGGCGGGGCGGAAUUGGGGUGAGCACAUCCCAGGGGUCCACCACCAAAACCCCAGGUAUUCAAUUUUCUUUUAAAAAGGGGGGGGGGGCAUAAAGAAGAGCAUGCAAGGGGGAUUCUAAGCCCAAUUUCUCAGUGUGUGGUGCCCAGUUUACAGUGGAGAGGUCCAGCCUUUGGGAUGGGAAGGACAUUGGAUUCAUUUUGCAUUUGAAGGCAGGUUUCCACUCAGGGUCGUCUUUAGCAUAUGUGGCGCCGGGGUGCAAAGAUCCUCCCAGAGCCCCCAAAUUUAGGGUGGCCUGGAGGGAGGGAAGCCUGUACUGUGGUGGGUGGCGGGUUCCCUGGGCGGGAAAGGAGCAUGCACGUGGCCGGCGGAGCUGACAUCCCUGGCGCCAGGGGAGAGGUUAUGUCCAUCUGUUGGGCUUGGCCUAAGGCACUGCCACAGCUGCGAGAGGUGGUGACGCCCCCCGCUGCCGCCCCUUGUCCUUCUUCGCAGGAGCCGCCCUGUUGCCCGCUUCUUCCUGCAGGAGCACUGCAGCAGCCGCCCGUCCAGCUCCACCGCGCGUGCCUCCCCGCCGCUGCAGAUGCUUUCCCCCACCUCCUUCCUCAUCCUCCUUCCCCAGGCAGGGCUAUGCUGGGCCCAGGGGCAACCCAUGAAACGCUGUCCAGGACCGGUCCAGAACCCAAAGGUUCCGCUAGGAGUCAGUCCGACAGGGCCAAGGCAGGACACGAGGCAGGAAACCAGGCAAGGACAGGUACAGGAUCUCUGGCAUACAGCAAUGUUGCUCCCGCAACCUGGGGCGAGGUCUGACAGCCUUUUAUCUUUGUUGGGGUAGCGGCCGGUCCUGAUCCCCCGGCGACUCACCUCCCUGUUUCGCCCAAAGGCAAACACUCCUCCUGCAAGUACUCAGGACUCUCCUUCUCUCAGACCUGAGUCUCCGCAGCUCGGGAGACAUCAGUGGGUUACUAGACCCAGGGUCUGCCUCAGCCUCCCCUGACCCAACCGGUAGUGGAGCAGCUGUAAGUGAUGGCCCAGCUGAAGGCAACAAGGUAAUCCCCACAUCUGGAGCCAGGGCAGGCUCAGGCCCCUGACUCGGCCCAGCUGGUGCUUGUUGCAGGGGAACCUGCGCAGACAGGGGCUCUUCAGGAUCAGGCCUCAGACUUGGUUCAGAUGAUGCCUGGGGCAAAGGAUACGGUGCGGACUGAGACUCCUCUGGUUCCGAGUCCGAGCCCAAGUCCCAGGCCAUCACAAGGGCUCUUGGCAGUGGCGGCGGCAGUGGCCAGGCACACAUUCUAAGCAUGGAAAAACACCAGGCAGGCCCCACAAAUAACCCAGAGAUGCAUUUUAAAUUAAAGGACACAUUCUACUCAUGUAAAAACACGCUGAUUCCGGGACCGUCUGCGGGCCGGACUGAGAAGGCGAUUGGACCGGAUCCGGCCCCCGGGCCUUAGCUUGCCUACCCAUGCACUAGUUAAACUGCAAAAUGUCCCAGUUAGAUCUCUCCAGCAUUCAGAAUGCGACUGAAUAUAGAUACAUUUCAAAUCAGAGGAGACAUCGAAACGGUGUGGGGUUUUUUUGCACACACCCCUUCUGCUUUUUCCAUGUAAGCUGAGAUCUGUGGUUUAACGUGCUCUCUUUAAUUCUGGUGGUUUGGUUUUGUUCUUCAGUAGAUUUACAAAAAGAAAAACACACAUCAAGGUAUAAAUUAGCCACAGAAAGGGGCAAUCUUGUUGUUUACAGUAGGACCUCGGGUUACAGACGCUUCAGGUUACAAACUCCGCUAACCCAGAAUUAUUACCUUGGGUUAAGAACUUUACUUCAGGAUGAGAACAGAAAUCUUGCUCCGGCGGCGCAGUGGCAGCAGGAGGCCCCAUUAGCUAAAGUGGUGCUUCAGGCUAAGAACAGUUUCAGGUUAAGAAUGGACCUCCGGAACGAAUUAAGUACUUAACCUGAGGUACAACUGUAUUUUUUAAAAAAUCAAGGCUUCUUGCCCUCUGCUCUGCUCCCCCUUUCUUCCCACCCAGGGCAGCUCUGCCUUCUGCCCGCAUCUCAGUGAUACAGUGGUACCUCGAGUUAAGUAUUUAAUUUGUUCCGGAGGUCCGUUCUUAACCUGAAACUGUUCUUAACCUGAAGCACCACUUUAGCUAAUGGGGCCUCCUGCUGCUGCCACGCCGCCGGAGCACAAUUUCUGUUCUCAUCCUGAAGCAAAGUUCUUAACCCAAGGUACUAUUUCUGGGUGAGCAGAGUCUGUAACCUGAAGCGUAUGUAACCUGAAGCCUAUGUAACCUGAGGUACCACUGUAGUGCCAUUGGCAGUUCGGGGUUCUUAUCUUGUACUUUCCAGCAUAAUUUUAUUGCUGCUAAUUGACUCUUUUGGUAGUCAAGCUAACCCUUGGACUAACUCUUCUCUGCUGCAAGAAUGAGCUCGUCUGUGUUUACCUUCUUGCUUUGCUAUCAGCUAAUUGGCUUGCUUUGAUGCUGUGCUAAGCAUCUGUGAGCUUGGGGUGCUUGGCCUAUUGGCCUAGGGAAGGGAGCUAUCUGUAAGACUUGGAUGCCUGCCACCUGCAUUGGCCAGGUGGACCAAUGGGAGGUUCUGGCCAAAGAGACAUGUGCCAGUUUCUGUAUGAGUAAUGCGUUGAGACGCUUGCUAAGGCGCAGAGAAGUCACAAUAAAGGCUUGCUGUUUUGGCAUCCAUCCCUAGUCUUUAACAGCAUCAAGGUUCUGCAAGCCCCCUUUUAAGUUCUCACCUUCUUCUAACGGACCGCUCUGCUGUUUUUGACAUCCUUCUUUGGCGCCCCUGCACCAAACCAUCUGCACAGACCCUCCUCUUUGGGCCAGUGGACCAGGGAACCCGUGUCCGAGACACAAGGAAACCACUGCUCUCCCCUCAACCUGGCAGGGUCUUAUCGCAUGCACAGCACUGUCAUGGGCCUCCGAGGACACAAACGCCGUUUGUGGAACAGUACCUUCAUUGAAAAACUGAAAUGACUUAGAAGUUAAAUAUAAUUAAAUAGGCGUUUUGUGCUUCUGAGUGGGGUGGGGUUGUGGAAUAUUGAUGGCUGCUUCCUGUGUGUGUGUAGAUGUAGGGAAAGAUUGAAGGCACAAGGAGAAGGGGACGACAUGGUUGGACAGUGUUCUCAAAGCUACCAGCAUGAGUUUGACCAAACUGCGGGAGGCAGUGGAAGACAGGAGUGCCUGGUGUGCUCUGGUCCAUGGGGUCACGAAGAGUCGGACACCACUAAACGACUAAACAACAACAACAACAAUGUAUAUGUGUAUAUAUAUAUAUAUAUAUAUAUAUAUAUUAAUAAUAUUUAUUAAAGUUUCAAAAAAAAAUACAUGAAAAUACAGAUUAAAAAAAAGAGUAUAAAGAGAAACAUACAAAAUAAAACAAUUAAAAACACAUUAAUUUUCCAUAGCCUAUCUUCCUUACACUUAUUUCCCCGAACCUCCUCAUACCUCCCUUCUUUGUAUUCCAGUUCAGUUUGUUGGUUCAGCAAAUCCUUACCAUUAAACUUUUACCCAAUUGUUAACCUUUUUUUUUUCAUAUCUCUUAAAGCAUUACAGCUAAAAACCUCUUAGUUUCUAUCCAACAACCUUCUAAGAUUCCUUAAUUUUGCAAUAUUUCUGUAAAUAGUCUUUGAAUUUCUUCCAGUCUUCUUUCACCGACUCUUCUCCCUGGUCUCGGAUUCUGCCAGUCAUUUCCGCCAAUUCCAUGUAGUCAAUCACCUUCAUCUGCCAUUCUUCCAAAGUGGGUAAAUCUUGUGUCUUCCAAUACUUUGCGAUGAGUAUUCUUGCUGCUGUUGUAGCAUACAUAAAAAAGGUUCUAUCCUUCUUUGGCACCGAUUGGCCGACAAUGCCCAGAAGAAAGGCCUCUGGUUUCUUCAGAAAAGUAUAUUUAAAUACCUUUUUCAGUUCAUUAUAUAUCAUUUCCCAGAAAGCCUUAAUCUUUGGGCACGUCCACCAAAGGUGAAAGAAUGUACCUUCAGUUUCUUUACAUUUCCAACAUUUAUUAUCGGGCAAAUGAUAAAUUUUUGCAAGCUUGACUGGGGUCAUGUACCAACUAUAUAUCAUUAUCAUAAUAUUCUCUCUUAAGGCAUUACAUGCCGUAAACUUCAUACCUGUGGUCCAUAACUGUUCCCAGUCAGCAAACAUAAUAUUAUUUCCAACAUCUUGUGCCCAUUUAAUCAUAGCAGAUUUCACCGUUUCAUCCUGAGUAUUCCAUUUCAAUAGCAAGUUAUACAUUCUUGACAGAUUUUUAGUUUUGGGUUCUAACAAUUCUGUUUCUAAUUUUGACUUUUCCACCUGGAAGCCUAUUUUCUUAUCCAAAUUAUAUGCCUCCAUUAUCUGAUAGUAAUGAAGCCAAUCUCUCACUUUAUUUUUUAGUUUUUCAAAACUCUGCAGUCUCAAUUUAUCUCCUUCUUGCUCCAAAAUUUCCCAAUAUGUCGGCCAACAAUGUAUAUGUAUAUACAUAUACGCACAGUGCUUUUUUCCUUAAAAAAAUGUUAAGGGUACUCUCAUUUUUUUACUCAUAUUGAAAUACUGCCCCUCAAUGAGGCCAAACUUAGAUUCACAAAAUGUUUAGGGGUAUGCGUACCCCAGAAAAAAGAUAGAUAGAUGAUAGAUAGAUAGAUAGAUAGAUAGAUGAUAGAUAGAUAGAUAGAUAGAUAGAUAGAAAGAUAGAUAGAUAGAUAUAGAUGAUAGAUAUAGAUGCGGAACCGGAACCAAUAAAAGAUUUGGGGAAGUGGGGAGGACACCACCAGACGCAUACCCUCCAACAUUCCUCAGAUGAAAAUAGGGAUAUUUCUCACUCUGUCCCCCAACUGAAUCUCCCCACCCCCAUUUUUGUCUCCCUCACCCACAGAACAUUUCCACCACCGCUAUAUCAGUAGGACAAAGCACACAGACCCUCCAGCAUCUGAGAAAACCCCUUAAUCCUGGAUUUAUUUUUUUCUUUGGUAGAUUUACAAAAAGAAAAACACAUACCAAAGAAUAAAUUAGUCACAGGGGUGGCGCCAUCGGUAAUGGCGGACUCCCUCUGAUCUGGAGGGAUCAGCUCCACGGGAAACGGGUCUUUUCCGCUACGGCGAAGCGGGGACCCUUUCAAAAAUCACAGGCAGAUGAAGCCUGUGACCAUGGGACUCGGCGGGCACCUUUAGCGCCCCCCCAACCCGCAAAGGAACCCACUAACGGGCUCCGGAGCGAAGAGGGGGAAGUGGCGCGGUGCUGAGAGUCAACUGCUUCUUCCGUGGAGCGAAGCCGCACAGCCGUUGCCGGAGAGCGCUGCCUUCUUCCUGGGACAAUUUGGCUUUUAAAAUAAUCACCCGUGAGUACUUAAAUUUCGGACAAUUGGACUUUAAAUAAGGACUUGCGAGCAGAAAGGAAAAUUGGACUUAAAAGUUUAUUUCAAUUUGGCACUGAAACGGGAAGGUCUAAACAGGAAGUCAGCCUUCCGUUUCUUUGUAGAUAGAUUAAAGCAAAGACAUGGCAAACUAGAGCUCAGAAAAUCGCUUGUAAAAGAUUAACUUUCAUCAUUUAAAAUUGUUGAACCCCCUUCGGAAGCAGGAGAAGAGGGGGGAUUUUUUCCGGACUGUUUAAACCUGCAGAAGUGAGUGUAAAGUAAAGUAACUUUCCACCGUCUUGAUCCUGGAGCGGGGUGUCAGGACUGACGUUUUUUGAAGCUCAUUGACCAGAGACAAACGUUUUUGACAGAUAGCUAAAAGAAGAGAAACAUAGUGAUUCCAUUGUUCCCCUUCGCAUUUUAAAGGAACAAAUAUUGACAAAAUAUCUGAAAAAGGAAACUUUGUUGUUAGAUUUGUCUUUAAAAGAAAAGAACAAAUAGAAGUUUUCCCCCUAGAGGGAGCCUGUGAAACUGUAACCAAUUCUGAAUCGGGGAGCUUGCAGCUGUUACAGAUUACGAUCGUGGGAAUAGACUUCUGACCUUGCAGGACAAUGUAUUCAGAAGCUCUGUUGUGUGCUCUCUGUAAAACAAGUGCCCUACUGGAACAGCUACAUGAGAAGACGGACUUGAUGACUGAUGCGAUCAGAAAUUUUGAACAGGCAGUGGGAAAUUAUAUGGAGCCCACCCAGGAAUUAAAUCAGGAGUGUGCCCUGACAGAACAGAUGAGGGAAGAGGAUGUCGCUGAAUCUUGGGCGCCAGAGAUGGAGGGAGCUGUGGCCCAGCAGGAACAUGAGCUCUUGGAUUUGACAAAUGAACUUGGAAAAAGCCAGAUUUGGAAAGAUAAAGCUUGGUCUGGUUUGGAAAUGGGGGGUUGGAUAGACCCCCCUAUGCAGGGAUGUUUGGACUUUUCAAGUCUGGCAAUGGGCCGUGAGAUGUUUGGGGUUGUGGGGGCUCUUAAUUUUGGAGGGACUUUGAAACAUGUUCUUAAAUACCACAUGGAGUUUAGUGUGGACUAUGGAAAAGGGGCUGAUUUGUCGAGAAGGGUCAAAAACAUUGUUAAGCUGGAGUUCCCACGAGUGAAAGGAGCAGGAGACAAAGGAAAAUACAGCUAUAAAUAUGAAGAAGAGCUGCGGAAGGGACAUGGAAGGGACUUAAGGGCCUCGGAUAUAAGAUUACCAGGUUAAUGCGCUAGAUUGAUGGGAUAAAAAGGACUGACAAAACCCGGGACCAGGAGGAAGGGACGCUGGAUGAAGAUUGGAUUUUUUUUUUCUUUUUUUAUUACUAGGAUUGUUUUAUAAAAUUGAUGAAUGUUAGAAAAAUGUUGGAACGAAAUUAUUUGGCUUUAGCAAAAAUGUUUAAAGAAUUAUGUAAGAAUAUUAUGGUUAUGAGAAGUUGGUAAAAAUAAGAUUUAAGUUUUAAGCUUUAUUUUAUAGUAAGAUAAGAUUAAAAUAGAUUAAGGUAAUGUAAUGACAGAAUAUUAUGAAAUAUGGAAAGGAUUUGCUGCGACAAUUAACAACUAGGAUACAAAAAAAGGGAGGAGGAGGAGGUCAAAGAAAGGUAAUGACAGUUAAGGAUUUGAGAAUAUUGGAUUUGUUUUUAAAUGUUUGUGGUAUAUUUUUGUUUUUUGAAUUUGUAUUGUUUGAUGUGAUUUGUUUUUUCUUUGUUUUUUCUUUCUCUUUUUCUACUUUGUUUUCUUUCGUAAUUCUAAAAAAAUUUCAAUAAAUAACAUUUAAAAAAAAAUAGUCACAGAAAGGGGCAAUGUUGUUGUUGUUUUAAAAAUAAAUAAAUAAAUAAAUAAAUAAAAUUCAAGGCUUCUUGGCCCCUGCUCCACUCCCCCUUUCUUCCCACCCAGGGCGGCUCUGCUUUCUACCUGCAUUUCAGAGCUAUACAACAAAGGUAAUCCCCCUGUGUUGCAAAAACAGAAAACUCUGAACAACCGCAAGCAAUAUGCGGCUAAUACUACACUGUUAAGUGAUUGCUGAUCCAUUGCUAUUUGAAGUACCUGUAGGGACAACUUAUUUGCUGACGAAGAAUCAGUUCGUUAUCUGGAAAAACUAUUCGGCGCCCCUAUCACCGCACAUCUGCAAGAUUUUGACUGUUGAAAUGCACUUUGCCUUCAUUUCAGUGUUCUUUGAUAUUGACAGACGCUUUCCAAUUCGGUUCAUGGAACAUUUGUUUGAUUCCUAUUAUUUGUGACUUGAUGCAAGGAUUAUAGAUAUUCUGCUUAUGAAUGGUGGAACAAUAUAAUGUUAUAAAUAUUUUGUUAGCGCAUUAUUAGCCGCGUGUUGCUUGUAGAUGCAUCUCAGAGCUGGCGAAUCACACAGUGGUGGCAGCCUCACCUUCUCCUUGCUUGCUCUGCAGCAGCCACUAUGCGCUGCCCAAUAAUAAUAAUAAUAAUAAUAAUAAUUUAUUACUUACACCUCGCACAUCUGGCCAGGUCUCCCCAGCCACUCUGGGCAGCUCCCAACAGAAUAUUAAAAACACGAUAAAACAUCAAACAAUAAAAUCUUCCCUGUUACAGGGCUGCGUUCAGAUGUCUUCUAAAAGUCAGAUAGUUGUCUAUUUCCUUGACAUCUGAUGGGAAGGCGUUCCACAGGGUGGGCGCCACUACCAAGAAGGCCCUCUGCCUGGUUCCCUGUAGCCUUGCUUCCUGCAGUGAGGAAACCGCCAGAAGGCCCUUGGUGCUGGACCUCAGUGUCCACGCUGAAUAAUGGGGUGGAGACACUCCUUCAGGUAUACUGGGCCGAGGCUGUUUAGGGCUUUAAAGGUCAGCACCAACACUUUGAAUUGUGCUCUGAAACGUACUGGGAGCCAAUGUAGGUCCUUCAGGACUGGUGUUAUGUGGUCUUGGCAGCCACUCCCAGUCACCAGUUUAGCUGCCACAUUCCGGAUUAGUUGUAGUACCUUCAAAGGUAGCCCCACUUAGACUUCCGGGUCAGCGCCAUUGGUGAAUGGCGGAGUUCCUCCGACCGGAGGAACGGGCUCCGUGGAAACUGGGUCUUCCCGCCGCGGCGAAGGUGGGGACCCGCUAGAAAUCCCAGGCAGAGGAAGCCUGGGAACGUGGGGUUCGGCAGGGCACCAGAAGCGCCCCCCUACUCGCGGGGAAUCCCAUUUAGGGGCUCCGGAGCGAAGUGGGGUGAGAAGCGCGGUGCUGCGAACUGACUGCUACUUUCACGGAGUGAAGCCGCACAGCCAUUGCCAGAGAGCGCUGACUUUUUCCUGUGGACAAUUGGACUUAAAACAAGUACCCGUGAGUAGAAACGGAAAAUUGGAUCAAGAAAUUGCUUAAUUUGGUAUCGAAGCGGGAAGGUGCAAAACAGGAAGUCCGCCUUCCGCUUUUUGUAUAUAGACUAAAGCAAAAAUUUUGUGAGCUAAAGCUGGGAAAGCUGUCAAAAAGCCUAAAUUUCCUUCAUUUAGAAUCACUGAAACCCCCCUUGGAAGCAAGAGAAAAGGGGGGGGACUCUGUUUAACCCUAGCAGGAGAGGGAGUGAAGAAGGAUAAGUUUCCACCGUCUCUAACCUGGGAACGGGGUGUCAGAGACAGAAACUGUUGGAGAGGUUCAUUGACUGUGAAUGGAAUACUUUGACAGAUAGCUAAUGAAGAGAGACAAGUUGAUUCUAAUGUUGCCUUUUGCAUUUUAAAGAAACAAAAUAUCUGAAAAACAUCUGAAAUAUCUGGAAAAUGAAAGUAACUUUCCUUUGCCUUAAAAAAAAAAAUGGAUACAAACAGAAAUUGUCUCCUCUAGAGGGAGCUUGUUAAAUUGUUGCUGCAGUAUGCUUGAGGACCCAACAUCUGUGAGAUUAAGAUCGUGGGAACAGUCUUUUUUUGACCUUUACCAAAGAUGAGCUGGGAGGAAGAUUGGGUGCUUGCUUUAUGCAAAACAAAUGCCUUGCUGGAACAGAUGCACGAGAAGAUGGACUUGAUGAAUGAGAAAAUGGAUUUGACUGUUGUGGUUAAUAACUGUGGACAAACAGGGAACAUUGAUACAGAAAUCAUCCAGGGACCAACCUAUGAUUCUUUACUGACUGGGCAAGUGCAGAUGACAAUGAAGGAAGAUGCGGUUGCACUUCAAAUAAUACAAAUGGAGAGACCCGAGGCCCUACAGGAGCAUAAGCCGCUGUCAUUGAAGAUUGAAGUUGAAGUGGGCCAGGGGGAGUUUGGAGAUGAGGAGAUUUCUAACUUUGGAGAGACCUUGAAAUAUGACAUUAAAUACUUUUUGGAUUAUAUCGAGGACUGUGGGGAGUGGGACUGUGGGGAAUGGGCGGGCUGGAUGAAGGGAGAUGGAGACAAUUUUGGGUUGGAAUCCCCCAGAGACCUACUCCUCAAUGAGAAAGGAAAGAAAUUAAGAAAGAGACCAACAAAAGACAAGGAAAAGGGCAAGUAUAAACAAGAAGAAGAAGAACUGCAGAAGGGACAUGGAAGAGACUUAAGGGCCUCGGACAUAAGGCUUCCAGGUUGAUGGACUAGAUGGAAUGGACAGUAAGGACUGACACGAUCCGAGACCAGGAAGAAGAGACGCUGGAUGAUGAUUGGAAGAAAAUUUAUAAAGGAAACUUUUUAUUUAGAAUUAGCUUAAUGAAUAUUAGGGAAAAUGUUGGAAUGAAACUAUAUGACUCUAGCAGAAAUGAUAUCAGGAGCUAUGUAUAUUUGAAAACUAAGAUUUAAGCUUUAAGGUAUUUUGGGGUAAGAUAAGGUUAAAUAAAUUAAGGUAAUUUGAAUAACAGAAUAUGGGGAAAGAUGGAAAGGAUUUGUUGAGUUAAUUAUUAGGUUAAAUUGUUAAGAUAUAUUUUUUAACAAAAAUUGAGAAAGAUGGAAAGAAUUUGCUGAAAUAAUUAAUUAAACUAGAAUACAAAAAGGGAGGUGUGAGGAGGUCAAUGAAACAAGCAAAUGGAAAUUAUAGAUAUGCAAUUUGGGAUUUGUGUCUUUUUCCCCCCUUCUUUUUAUUUUUCUUUUGCUGUAUUGUUGUAUUGGUUUUUAUGUUCUGUGUUUUUCUCUCUUUUUGUAUUGAAGUGUUGUUCUUCAUUUUGUCUUUUUUUUUGCAAUUGUGAAAUUAUUAAUAAAUAUUAUUUAAAAAAAACAAAAACAAAGGUAGCCCCACUUAGAGCGCAUUGCAGUAGUCCAAGCGGGAGAUAACCAGAGCAUGCACCACUCUGGCGAGACAGUCCGUGGGCAGGUAGGAUCUCAUCCUGCGUACCAGAUGCAGCUGGUAGACACCUGGUCACAGACUUGACCUGCGCCUCCAUGGACAGCUGUGAGUCCAAAAUGACUCCCAGGCUGCGCACCUGGUCCUUCAGGGGCACAGUUACCCCAUUCAGGACCAGGGAGUCUUCCCUACCCACCUGCAAAGGAAGAGGGGACUUUGAGCUCACUUAGCAUCCUGCUUCCUGUUAUACCAGUCCUAAGUCCCGCAUUUGGAUCCAAGAAGCUGCUUAGGGGGUGAUUCUCCAGAAGGAAUUUCUUUCUCGUCUUAUUUGGAGCCAACUGCCAUGCAAGCUACGCUACCAAAACAAUACUCAAAUCGAAACGCAGAAAGUUGUUCCUGUUAACAGCAGCAGUUUGUCUGUGGGCUGGGAGAAGGGAAAUGUCUAAGGAGGGAGGGGGACCGUCAAAGUGGUUUCCGUCUAGUCUGGCAUCCUCUUCCCCCACAGCGGCCUGCCAGAUGCCGCCAAAGCUCAUGCAGGGAGGCGGACCACAUGUUGUGACCACAAGCAGGGCAUGGUCAGGAGGCAAAGGGCGCCACCUCCACGCUAAUGUUUUCAGCGUCCUCCUACAAUUUAGGAUUAAAUGGGCACGGCAUUUCAUUCUUCUGAAAAGCAAAACGUGAAGCUAGCUAAUGCGUCGGUUUUGCUCAAGACCGAUUAGCAAACUGCCAGGGCUUCAAGGCUAGUUGGCCGCUGUUUGCACCUCGACUGACAGUUAAAUGCAAAGCCAGCUCUCAGACCCUCCAAGUCUCCCUGUUUUCCAGGGACAUCCCUCAGCCUGAUCUUUUAUUUCCCUUCCCUCCCCUCCCCUUCCCCUUUUAUGAAGAUCACCCACUCUGAGACCCCACGGCUAAUUCUCCCCGGUCUCCUCGCUGGCCCAAGUAGGACCAAUUCAGCCAGCUAGCCCUGGGGAUUAUCUAAUGCUUAUUUCCCCUUAAUUGAUUUCAGAAUUUUAUUGUUAUUCAUGUUUUUAUACUGUAUUUUAUGCUGCUUUUAUAAUUAAGUGUUUUAAAUUUGUUGUUAGCCACCCUGAGCCUGGUUUUUAAACCAGGAAGGGCGGGGUAUAAAUAAAAAAAUAUUAUUAUUAUUUGGAGAAGCUGUCCCAGUUUCUGAUUAAAUCCUGGAAUGUCCCACUUUUCCUUAGGACGUCCCUAUUUUCAUCGGAGAAAUGUUGGAGGGUAUGGCGUUAUCUGACUCCCAAGCCUUUUGAAGGCAAUCCUGUAUAGGGAAGGUUUCUAUGUUUAAUGUUUUAUUAUGUUUUUAUAUAUGUUGGAAGCUGCCUAGAGUGGCUGGGGCAACCCCAAUAAGAUGUGGGGGGCGGGUAUAAAUAGUAAAAUUACCAUUAUGGAAUGGGACAUCCCUAUUUUCAUCGGAGAAAUGUUGGAGGGUAUGAGCUCUCAAAUGGAGAGCAAGAGAGAUUGCCAUAUUUCUUUGUUUUUAAAAGAAAUUUAACUUGGAAAGGCUUCUUCAUUGUUGGAUCCCAGCCAAUCAGGGAUCCUGCUGUGAAUGUGAGGUUGUGACAGAUUACUGCUGAGGCAGUGCAGUGCAGUGAUCAGAGUGCUGAAAAGUUGCAGGUUCAAAUUCCCCCUCAGCUAUGAGCAUCGUUAGCUGACACUGAGCCCAAACACUCUCAUUGUCAGAUAAACCUACCUUACAGGGUUGCCGUGAGGUGAAAGGGGGCAGGAGAACCAUGCAGAUUUCUCUUUGGAUGAAGGCUAUCUAUUAAAUUAUCCAUGUCAAUGAGACCAAGUUGCACGCAUUUAACAUACCCACAUAUGUGUGUAUAUAUAUAUAUAUAUAUAUCCUGUUUUUGAGCACUGGGGGGGGGGCAUUUCCCUUUAAAACACUGAGAACUGAGGCACAUCAGCACCUGCGUUUUAAAAAUGCACACAAAUUCACACCUUUUUGUACAAUUUUGACCCAUGCUAGAAAAAAACACACGUCCCCAGAUGUGGGCAUUUUUUGAGGCGUGAGAAAAACACGAGCUAAACACGAGCAAGUCCUAACUGGUUUCAGCACUAAUAUAGAGGAAAUGAAACAAGUUUUAUUAAGCAAAGGUCGGUGUGUGUGUGUGUGUGUGUGUGUGUGUGUGGACGGGUGCGGGAAUUUGGAAGUGUGUGGAGCGGAAGGGGACCUGUGAGCCGGGCAAAUGCCAGAAGCGGCUGAAUCAUACAUCUUCCAUUUUACUGAUGAUGGUGGCGAUGCUUUCAGGUGACACCAUGGACCCAGGAGUCCUGACUGGGAAGAGCUACUUGGACCUCCUGUUCAGUGACGUCGACAUUCCGGUUCUGUAUAAGGAGGUGGUGGAAACAGGUGAGUCCCCGUCCCCCCCGGGCGUCGUGAAGAAUAAUCCCUUGCUUGUUUUGUUUUCUCAUCUGCCUGCCACCCCAUAAUUUUUUUUAUUGUGAAAGCUGCAAAAGACACGUCAAGAGUCAGAUAACCAAGGGGACAAGAUGAAAGCGCAGAAACAAUGGAAGAAGCCUUUCCAGGGCAGUUCUGCCUGUCUGCAUCUAGGAAAUAAAACCUGACUUGGGGUACAUUGCAGCUGCUGCCCACAUCAAUACUCAUCCUUGCUUUCACAGUCCUUCUGCACUGACCAGUCUUCUUCAUCCUCUAUUUUGGACUGGUCAAUGGCUGCACAGGAAGUACCGUACUUUCCCGUGUAUAAGACGCCCCCAAGUAUAAGACGCCCCCAAAAGAGUUUUGGGGGACUCAAAAUUAAGAAAAUGGGGGGAGGGUUUGGCCUGACUUGUUGAGCUUUUUUGGGGGGGAGGAUCGCUCACCCGUCUGAGCAACGCUGACAAUAACACACGUCACAGAGGCCAAAAAUUGCCUGCCCGCUCGCCGCCAGCAGCCGCCAAUCGCCCACCCAAUUGCCGCAACGACAGCCAAUCAACAGCAGCCCUUGCCGCAGCCACCAAUCACCAGAACGAUAGCGGCUGACAAUCUCCUACUUGCGGCAGCAACCAAUCACGCGUCACCACACUGAACUACCCACAUAUAAGACAACCCCAAUUUUUAAACAUUAUUUUUGCAGGGAAAAACCUCGUCUUAUACAGUGGUACCUCGGGUUAAGAACUUAAUUCAUUCUGGAGGUCCGUUAUUAACCUGAAACUGUUCUUAACCUGAAGCACCACUUUAGCUAAUGGGGCCUCCUUCUGCUGCUGCCGCGCGAUUUCUGUUCUCAUCCUGAAGCAAAGUUCUUAACCUGAGGUAUUAUUCCUGGGUUAGUGGAGUUUAUAACCUGAAGCAUCUGUAACCCGAGGUACCACUGUACACGGAAAAGCACAGUACUUUCUGGGAGCCAGAAAUCCAAAGUAUUCUCUGAGGGCAACCUCUGGCCAAAUCAGAUAUUUUUGAGCUGUUUUUUCCAACUGGCUUCUUAAAGAAAAAAAAAGGAAUAAGCAAACAACAACAAAGACUUUAAAGCGAAAUUACAAGAGCAAUGGUAGGAACUGGGUGGAAGAGGGGUGUUGAAGGAAGGUGUAUUUAAACCUCUGCCUUGACCCGUUUUCCUAAAUGCCCCCCCCCCAAAGCAGCAAUGGGUCAAGAAAACAGUGGGGCUUAAGCAGGUACUCUGCCAGCAGGGAUGGAUGAGAAAUUCGGUUCAGCUUAAACCGACCCAAUUUGCAUUUUCUGAGAUGUUCCGCAAACUGAAACACAGCCAGCCUUUGAAACUUUAACUUCUCUGAAUUUUGCAAUGCAGUUGUCCCGCCAAGAAAUAUAUAUUAAAAUGCAUAUACAAGGGUAAGGUGUGUGCGACAAUACAUAUACUAAUGAAUGUUACGUACAGAAAUGCGUUAUAUCAGGGGGGAAUCCUUUGCAGAAAUGUGUAUAUUCAGGGAAAUUAUAUGCAAAAGUGUGCCUAUUAGGUGAAAUUUGCCCCUGCGUGUAAAACAGCCCACCUGUCAAUUGUGUGAUGUUCUAGUGGCAUCUGUGAUUGGCAGGUGAAUUGCCCCACCCACCUUUCCAUGCUGACCCACAGGGUGUUGCCAGAUAAAGAUCUGGUCCUGGGAGCCAGAAAAGUUUCUGAUUUCUAUGGGUUUUGCAGGUAUUUAAGGUGUUUCUGCAGUUGAUGCUUUGUGUAGUAAGAUAAAAGUUGCAUAGAUGUUUUUGUGCACUAUUAAUGCCUCUUUCAUUUUAUUUUUUUAACUCUAGAACCUGACGAUCAGGAAAACAACCCUGAUGUCUUUUACACAGUGGAAAGUAAUGAGAGUGGAGAGCAAGUCUGCCUGUGUGCGGACACUGGAGAGGCCUAUGAUAAAAUAGGUAGGAAGCUGGAAUUUCGAGGUUGGAGAGGAGCUGAGUGAGGUCCGGCUUGUUUCUUUGUUUGUUAGAUAUUAUUAAAUUUGUAUACCACCCUAUACCCCAAAGUCUCAGGGUGGUUCACAACAUAAAAUCACAAUCAAUGAAUGAAUGAAUCUUUAUUUGCGUCAGCCAUCGGCCAUAGCAAUAAAACAACAAUACAGUAUACAAAGAAUAAAAAUAAAAAGUCAAUUAUAUAAAAUACAUUUUAGGGUUUUGAAUCAAUAGUCAAAUAGUGGAUCUUAUUCUAAUUGCCCCAGCUAAAAACCUUGCAACCUUUGCUGUCGCCUGCUCACCUUGAUCUGCCAAGAGAAAGGACACUGUGGCAGUGGCUGGGCGACCCGGAAUGGACAAUAAAAGAGGGGUGAUAACCUCAUUCCCCAAGUCUUUAUAAAGAGUGCAAGCCAGAAGGGCAUGCACCACUGAUUUGGUACUGCCAUCUCCACAGGGACAUAGGUUUCUUCGUGUGGAAUCUGUUGGAAUUGUCCCUCAAGUUCAGCCAAGGGCAAGACAUUCAAUCUUGCGAGAGCAAAAGCGCAUCUAUAUUUCAGAUUCGCUACAUAAAAUCACAAAAUACAUAGUAAAGAAAAAGACAAGAGGGGUCAGCAAACUUUUUCAGCCGGGGGCCGGUCCACUGUCCCUCAGACCUUGUGGGGGCCAGACUAUAUAUUUUUUGGGGGGGAAAUGAACAAAUUCCUAUGCCCCACAAAUAACCCAGAGAUGCAUUUUAAAUAAAAGGACACAUUCUACUCAUGUAAAAACACGCUGAUUCCUGGACCGUCCACAGGCCAGAUUUAGAAGGCGAUUGGGCCGGAUCCGGCCCCCGGGCCUUAGUUUGCCUACCCAUGGACAAGACCUUUUCCUUUUAGAUCUUCUUGUUAGGAUGUCUUGCAGUCAAAGACUUUUAAAACGGCGGUGUGGUUUUUAAUAAACAAACCAACAAUGCAAAUAUUACGGUUGCACAAACUACUUCUUCCCUCUGACCCAGGGAUCAAUGGCCACAGAUCUGGGCUCAAAUCUUUCAGGGGGAAGACCUGGUGUAUAUUUGGGGUUUAGCCUUAAUUAAACAUAGGGUCAGAGGAAAGAGAGGUAGCUGACCAAGAGCGUUUGGUGGCAGGGUUUAAUCCUGCGGGGCUCUUCCUUCGGAAGCAUCUUGCCUGUCACAAAGGAGCUGGGAUUUUAUUGACUACAUCGCUGCAUUGGUACUCCACACAGCUCAAACCUUCUUUUGGGAAGAGAGAGCCAAUUCGGCAGGCCUCUCCUAAACCUUUUCACUGCUUUUUCUUUCUUUUCCCACUUGACCUCUUCUUCUUCCUCAGCAAUGGCUGCUUCUCCUUUUGCCUGACAGACCCAGAUCGCUCUGAGGCCCCCAAUGCAACCCAUGAUGAUCUGGGAGUGUCUCCACCCAGCUCGGGUGGCACCCUGUCCAUCCCCUUUCCAGGCCUUCAGCUCAAAUUCAAAUAUCUUUAAUACGGCCAAUGACCAGCAAGCAAUUUAUAAAAUAAAAUAUGGCAAUAUAAGUACUAUUGUACUACAGAUAACAGUGGAGAUAUGGGCAAAUCACAAAGUUGGUACUUAUGUUUGUGACCAAGUUUCGACUUUUAAGGUUUUAAGGAUUCAAUUCAAAUGUCACUACUGUUUAUUAUCGUUCCUUCGAUGUUUGCAAUUUGAACUCCGUUGUUGUCAUCAUUGCUCGUCUUAUUCUUGUUGCAAUGUAACAGUACUUCGCCACAGGCCUCUUGAUUUCGGGGUCUUUGUCAGCUAAGAGGUGUCUGAUAUAGAUGUCGUCUGUACUACGAGGUAUUUUCCUCAGAAUCGGCUCGAUCACAGGCCUUCAGCUGAAUCUAAUGCACAAGCUUAGUUGAUAUGUUUUGUACCUUCUUUUUUAACAUAACAAAACAAAACAAAACAAAACCUUACUUUUCUGCAUUUGCAAGCCAAGCAGUGUACAGAAGCCUCAGGUGCUGAUUGGACGAGCUGCUCUUACAUCACAGAAGGGUCUCUGGUGCCCUCCAGGUUUUGUUGGACUAUAACACCACCUCUGCUCCCAGAACCCCUGAUGCUUGGCUAUGCUUGCUGAGGCCAAUGUGCAGGGAUGCUGGGAGUUGUAGUUCAGCAGCUCCCAGAGGGCCAAAGGUUCUCUACAUCUGCGGGGAAGGUUUGAGCUUUUAUUUGUAGAAGAAUUCACCUGUACAGCUUCUCACUUUGCAUUCUUCCCCUCUUUUUUUUUUAAAAAAAUUUAGCUUCCUUGGCUGAAUACGUGCUAAAAGACCAGCAAGAAAAACCUGAGGAAGAUCUGUUCGGUAAGAUUCUUGUGUGCCCCAGAAAAGCGUUGCAUUUGAGAUGCCCUCAUGGCAGUCUAUUUCACAACAGACUUCAGUACGCACAGCCUCUAAAGGUUUUGAUGCGGCCUUGUCUAAUCACGAAUAAACAGCCUGUUCUUCCCUUUCUUAUUUCAAACCAAACAGGAAACCUGGUUCUAGAUGAGACAGCGGCUGAAACCCCAGAGGAGGCCAAGAAACGGGGUGAGCAGGAGGUGAAUCGGUGGGGUUCGCGCGGCAGCCGAGGGCGGAACAUCUUGCAGUUCCUUGUUUAUUUUAGGCUUUUAUUUUAGGCAUUUAUAACCAGCCUUAUGCAAAUAGCCUCAAGGCAGCUUACAAAAGCAGAAGAGAAUGUAUGAAAACGCAUGAAAGCAAGACGUUAUAACAGGAGACAAAAAUAAUAUUUAUUUGUUUGUUUGUUUGUUUGUUUGUUUGUACCCCGCCCAUCUGGCUGGGUUUCCCUAGCCACUCUGGGCGGCUUCCAACAAAAGACCGAAAAUACACUAAGAUGUCACACAUUUAAAACUUCCCUGAACCUCACUAUAGUUAUUUUUAAAACAGGUGUAAGGAACCUUUGACCUUCAAGCUGUUUGCUUACUUCAUAAGUCUCUAGGGGAAAGGAAGGGCUCUCAGAAUCUGUCCUGGCAUCAGUCCUCACCCAAUAGGAAUGUAAUUUAAAAGCACACAGAAAUCUGCAAAUAUCAGGGAUUCUCCCAGCUGUGUGGCUACUUCCAUCCCUGCUGUUCUGGCAGAGAGGAGUCACACCUACUGAAGUCAUUGUGCAAGGCGCUGGGCCUUCAUCUUCCUUUCUUUCCACCCCCAGGCAGCUGCUCUGAUGCUCCAGAGCCCAAACGCAGGAAACUCGGUGAGUUGGGGGUUGCGUCGAUAGCUGGGCUCCACAGCGAGAUAGAUGUACCUAGCCAGGGCAGUGUAAAACAGCUUGCUUCUCCAUUGGACGUACACAAUGGGACUUGCCUCUCCAAAUCUACGUCCUCUCUGCAAAUAAACGCACACACAAUGUUCUUAUCUCGUUUUGCUGUCGCAAUUAUACUUGCAAAUGGCGGGUGACUAAGUCGUGGGAUAGGAGAGCUGAAAAUAAUGCCAAUAUUGGUAAAGGGAAAAGGGAAAGGACCCCUGGACGGUUAAGUCCAGUCAAAGGCGGCUAUGGGGUUGCGGCGCUCAUCUCGCUUUUAGGCCGAGGUAGCCUGAGUUUGUUCACAGACAGCUUUCUGGGUCAUGUGGCCAGCAGGACUAAAAUGCUUCUGGCGCAACGGAACACCGUGACGGAAACCAGAGCGCAUGGAAAUGCUGUUUACCUUCCUGCCACAGUGGUACCUAUUUAUCUACUUGCACUGGCGUGCUUUCGAACGGCUAGGUUGGCAGGAGCUGCGACAGAGCUCACUCCGUCACGGGGAUUCGAACCGCCGACCUUCUGAUCAGCAAGCCGAAGAGGCUCAGUGGUUUAGACCACAGCGCCACCUGCGUCCCUUUAAUGCACAUAUAUUUCACAUCUGACAACCAAUGCGCUCCUUUGGUUUCAGAAAGUACAUGGGUAAAUGAGUCUGAAAAGCCUGGGACACGUUUUCACGGCCCUCCAGCCGCUAUGGUGGCUCAUUUACCAGAAGUCAUAUAUUGAGCGUUAACGCUGGAAGUGUGUACCCUAUUCUGAUCAAACUGAGCCUCCUGAUGCAUAUUGCGCUCAUGUACACGAUUGUGCAUGAGCAUGCAUAAGUGGCGGAGAGGAGGGAGAUGCCUGUGUUGUCAUAAACUGGCUGUGAUACAUUUUUUAUGAUACAAACAUUUUUAAAAAUAAAUAAAUACAUAAGCCAGUCCUGAGCCUGAUAGUAGCCUGGAGAUGAAGUCACACCAAAACUGCCUCCCCGUGACAUCGCUCUGCUUUUGCUUCCUCACUCAGGGCAUCCACCGGCUCUCUGCGUCGUCAGCGGCAAUUGCAUCACCAUCCCUCUGAGCUGCUCCCCAGCCAACACCCUCUCAUCGCCCGACUUCCACAUGGAGUUUUCGGUGACCACCAUCAGCCCUGCCUUCGGUAUGAGAAGCGAUACUUGUGGGUUUGCGUUCUGCACCCUUUGGGAUUAUCAGUACAGUGGUACCUCGGGUUAAGAACUUAAUUUGUUCUGCAGGUCCGUUCUUAACCUGAAACUGUUCUUAACCUGAAGCACCACUUUAGCUAAUGGGGCCUCCCGCCACUGCCAUGCGAUUUCUGUUCUCAUCCUGAAGCAAAGUUCUUGACCUGAGGCACUAUUUCUGGGUUAGUCUGUAACCUGAAGCGUCUGUAAUCUGAAGCGUCUGUAACCCGAGGUACCACUGUACAGUGGUAUCUUGGUUCUCAAACGCCUUGGUACUCAAACAACUUGGAACCCAAACACUGCAAACCCGGAAGUAAGUGUUCCAGUUUGCGAACUUUUUUGGGAAGCUGAACAUGCUCCGUUUUAAGUGUUACGCUUCUGUUUUGAGUGCCACAUUUCCAUUUUGAGUGUUACUCUGAGGUCUGUCUAUUUUUGCUGUUUAUUUUGCAUUUUUGUUCUUGCGGCUCUUUUUUUGGUGACUAUGUGGAACCCAGUUCAGCUACUGCUUGAUUGAUUGUGUGACUACAGUACAUUGUUUAUGGCUUUCAUUUUAAGGAUCAAUGGUCUCGUUAGUCUGGAACGGAUGAACCCAUUUUGCAUUGCUUUCUAUGGGAAAGCGUGACUUAGGUUUUGGAACGCUUGGGUUUUGAAACAGACUUCCGGAAUGGAUUAAGUUUGAGAAUCAAUGUACCACUGUAUUUUAAAAAAGAAACCCACAACUGCAUAAGACAUGCCAAAAAUAAUCGAAAGCAACAAUAAGCUCAAAAGGCAACCAAACACACAUGUCAGCGUUCUACGUGCUUGCCUAAACAAAAGUGUUUUUAGAAGGCAGGGAGUUGCAUCGUGCAGUUGCAGCCAUGCUAAAAAAAAAAAAAAUCUUGCAAAUGUGGAACGAAGAUUUUGUGGCAUUUCUAACAGUUCCAGUUCCGCAGAUUGAAGUGGUUGAGUGGGUAUAUAUUGGGUAAGGAGCUCUAUAGUAAAUAGGAACUACAGAUUCCUAUGGAGAAAUCAUCACUGACACAGGAUGUAAGUAAGGAGCAAAACACAGUUUUGUGUUCAUCUGGCUUUUUUUCUAGGUGUUUGAUGGGGAAUUUGAUGGUUUUGAUGGAUGUUUGAUGGGGAAUUUGUGCAGCUGGAAAAAAAAUCUGCUUAACAAAAACCCUGGUGUGAUGGCCUGGGAUUUGGUCUUGGAGGCUGAACCCGAGGAAUCCCAGCCUGCACAGGAUUCCCCGCCUCCAGAACCAGCUGAGCCAGGGCUGGGGCAUGAGCCUGAAGGGUCCUCACCUGUGCUAGGUCCUCAGGUGCAGGCAUCAGCUGAGUCUGCUCUGGCUCCUAAGGUGAUGGAGGACCCAUUGCCUGCAGGUGCUCCACUCUCAGCCCCGUCAGGGGAAGAGGAGGUUGCCUCUGGGUCCGGUAACCCUCCAGCCUCUCCUGAGCUGCAGAGGCUCAGGACAGAGUGGCGGAGGGAACUAAGGUCCCGCAGGAGGAGUGCUCACCUCCAGGCCAGGAGAGGCGAGUCACCUGUGGACCGGGGCCACCCAAUGCCUCGGGGCAGAUAAAAGCCAGCCAGCCCAGUCCCAAGUUGUGGGAGCAACGUUGUUGGUAGCCUGUUCCUGCCUGCACCCUGUCUUGCCUCUCUGCCAGAGCUCCUGACCUCACCCGACUCCCUACCUUGGACCCAGCUUCAGCUUUGACAGACUGCCUCCCUACUGCACCCUCAACCUCGGACUGGACUCGGACCUCUCCUCACGGUUAACCCUCGGGACCAGCAUACCUGGUGACUUAGAGUGGUGUGUGUAUAUUUUACAUGGCAAUAAGCAUCUCUCUUGCAUUCUGCAGCCUCCCCAGAUGCCUUCAUCUCCUGAUUUAUAAAAUUUCCAUGGGCGGAGUUACAUCAUCGCUUCUUCCCCUGGGCUUUAACUGAAGUGCAGGAAGCCAGGGAGGCUGACUACCGAGUGCCUAAGACCAGUGCACUCACUGACCUUGUUUUUAAGGAAGGCCCUUUCAUUUUAACUUAAAUCAGCAGUUCUCAACCUGUGGGUCCCCAGAUGUUGUUGGACUACAACUCCCAUCAUCCCUGAGCUCUGGCCUUGCUAGCUAGGGGUGGUGGGAGUUGUAGUUCAACAACAUCUGGGGACACACAGGUUGAGAAAGGCUGACUUAAAAUAUAUAUAUAAUUUUUCCGCUGAUCGUGUCUUAGGGCUUUCUGGAAGUGUGGGCACCCAGGGAGGCUGCAGGGUGCAGGCCACCCGAGAGAUUAUCUGCAGAAUGGGGGGGGGGGGAACGACUCUCCCAGACAUCCCUUGGCCACCUCAUUUUUUUUUUUAAUGAUAUUUAUUAAAGUUUCAAAAAAAGGAUACAUAAAUAAAAAAAGAGAAAAAUAGAAAAAAGAAAAAUACAAAAUACAAAAAAAAAUUUAAAAACAAUUCCAUCUUUUUAUCAUUUCUCUUUCAUUUACAUGUUUCCCGGACCUCCUCAUACCCCCUGUAGUAAAGCUAGUAUUAUUUAGAAGCUGUUCCUUGGUCAAGCAAUGAGAGUGAGGCCUUGUGGGUAACCAACAAGCCACAAGGACCAUGGGAAAUAAGUUCUGUCCCUUUAACCCCAGACUAACAGGCACCCAGGGUGUGAAAGUUUUAUUAUGGGAGAGGAAACCCUGAUUUAAUGGAAGGCUUGACACCUGGGUCCAAGUUCUGCGCAUUCCGUUAGUGAUGUUAUCUGGCCUUAAUGGCCUGGGAAUGUGCAUCUGCAGAGGCGCCAAGGAAGGGAGGACAACCUUUGAUUGAGGCUCUGGGUUCUUAAUUGGCCCAGCUGCCAGAAGUUAGAUUGAUUAGUCCACAAGCCGGUCAUUGGAGAAUUUAAAAAUAAUCAAGAGUUAUGAUUGGUUUUGGGGGUUCCGACGCCACGUGUGAAUCAGGGUUAAAAGACCUGGGAAAUGGCUGAGAAAGUGCGCUCUGCAAUCCGCAAAUCGCCCGGCUGCUAAUGUUCCAUCUAAGUAGCUGUCUUUGCAUCCUUUGUGUUGGAGAUCUGCGAAAGCCUUUGAACUGCGGAACCUUGAAAGGACUCUAUCUAUUUCUUUUGUACUUUAGUUGUGAGUAUGCAAGCUAGCUAGAUUUCACAAUGUUUUUAUUUUUCUUGUCUGUAACUUACUAAAGAUGUGCCUGCUAUUUUAGCAUGUUUUCUUAUGUUCUUUUAAAAUAAAUUUUAAAUAAGAAACUGUUUUGGUUUGUGUGCCUUCCCGGGGGGAAAGUCUAAGUCCUAGCCUUACGCUUAGUUACGCUCUACCGUAAAACUUCUGUCUGCAAGUUUGUGGAUUCAACUUGUGGAGUGGGGAUAACCAGUAACAACAGGGUACAGCCUACUCCCUGGGUUGUGACUCUAGGUUUCCCGGAACAGAGGGAGUGGUGGCAGCUCUACCGGUGUGAUUUUGUCCUGCUUCUGUAUAACGUAACGUUGCCUGCCUGCCCUGCUCAAGAAACCUGAUCUGGCCGGAGAGCAAAGACAGGUGAGGGAGGAGCGAGCGGCUGGGGGUAACUUUACUACAUGGUGGCAGCGGUGGGAUCGAACUUCCCUACGGAAAGGCACUUUGAAUUCUUUUAAAUUGGCACGUAUCUUUUGGGAGUUACAGGUAGUUUAUUUUUUUUGGCUAGAAAUAGUUAGGAGAUGGAUGCCGCGUCGUCGCAGGAAAACACCAUGCAGACAUUAGACCAGUGGGGAUUGGUGGGAGGAAGCAGUUCCCUUCCUGUGGAGACCAAUCCCCCCCAAGCUUUAAGUCCCGGAGCGGAAUCCGCCUCCUGGUUUUCAGAAGACCCUGAAACAGAGGGGGAGCUGGUGGAUGCCAGCGAGUUAAGUACUGUCCGGAGGGGUCGGCGAGAGUCCUGUAUUGCGGAAAGAGCAAGGGGCACGCCAGUUACCCAACCCCCAUCGCCUCGUGAGGAAGUGGAUGCCUCCACACGUCCGAGGGGGAACUAUCUUGUUUACACAGAGCCUAAAGAGAUGGAUUUCUCAGAAGGUUAUGAUGUGGAGUGGAUGCGAGAUCCGGUGGAUGGUGGAUUCCGUUGCCGAGAGAAACAUCCAAAAGUCGGCCAAUCCAUUCUGAUGGGGCCAAGAGUCAGCCGGAUGGCGUAUGACUACAAAGAACUGCCGCACCAGCUGCAGGAGGUGACUGUGGGAGACUGCCGCCGAGAAGCGGGCGCGCCCGACGUCCGCCGGAUGGAGAGACAGCGGUCACUCAGUCCGGGUAGAGUCUACUCGCCAGUCAGAGCUCAAGAGGUGUACGUGCCGGUGCGACGGUAUGUGGCAGAGGAAGAGGAGGAGUUUUUUCAGCGACCCAAGCGUGGAUUCGCAACGGCAGCUGAACCGGUACGCCCGGACGGGCCGGCGCUUCAAAACCCUGCGCCGAGGUAUGAACUUGUUCCAGUGAGGGGGGGAAAUCACCGCCAACAGUCCCCUCCAGGACUGUCUUUGAGUACUCUUAAUUGGAGGGUCUUCCCGAAAUAUCAGCCCCCCACUGACGUUCUGAGUUAUCUGACUCUUUUUGAAGUAACUUGCAAGGACAUGGGAGUUGCUCCAACUAUGUAUAUGGCUGUUCUGCGCCCCUAGUUUGUGGUGACCUGGCAGAGCUUAUGGGUCACCUCCCCUCAUCUGAACUCAAUGACUAUGAAAGUUUCAAAAAGUUAGUCAUGCAGAGGCAUGGAUUGCACCCCGAGAAUUAUCGAAAGGCUUUUCGAAAAGUAGAGAAGUCGGGGCUCAGUGAUAAUAUUGCAGUUUUCUCAGCAAAAAUGGCUCAAAACUUCGAACUGUGGCUUGCCGCUGAAGGGGUGGGGGACUUUGAAGGAUUCAAACAGCUUAUAUUAAUUGAACAACUGAUGCGUUCCCUGCCCUCAGAAAUUGCUAGUCUGGUUGCAGACCAAAAGCCACGAACUCUAACGGAAGCCACCACCUUUGCUGAGUCUUUUAGGCUUAACCGCUCCCAUUGGACCAACAAGGGACCAAGUAAUGUGUGUAAACCAGCAGUUUCAAUGGGGAAGUCUGCUCCCCCCAUUAAGGAACAAAGCAAAGGUUUCCUGACGUCUGCAAAAGACUCUGUUGUAGGGGGAGAACGUACCAAAUUGUCCCCAACCUCUGGACUGUGUUUCUUUUGUAAACAACCGGGGCAUGUAAAAGCGGCUUGCCCCCAGCUGGGUAGCCAAAAGCCUCCUAUUCUCACUUCCACCCCUGCCGUGCACCUGAUUCAGCGGCAGGAAGAGGACUGGGAAGGGGAACAACAAAAGCCGGAGCUGGGGAAACCCCGAUCCUGGAUGGGAAGGGUGUGGCAGCUCCUGACGUUAUGGCUCCUGGAACAGCUGAAGCCACUUCUAAUGCUGUUAUAGUGGGACCUGUGGGUACCAGUGCUGAUCCAAAUGCGCCGCAUGUGAAGUGGGCUAUUUCGAAGUUUACAGCGCCCAUUGAAGUCAACGGGAUUGCUGUGAACUCUUUCAGAGACACAGGGUCAGAUAUUACCAGUGUGUCCCGUGAUUUGGUUAUGCCUAUACAAAUGCAGGAUAAACCCAUGAAAAUUAGUCCCUAUGGGGUGAAAGAGAUUUUUCAACCUACUGCUAUUAUUCCAAUUUCGUAUAUGGGUUUUCAAGGAAAAAUGUUAGUUAUAGUGCAUGACCCGAAGAUGUGUAAAAGUCCUGUCCUGGUUGGUAAUGAUUUGGGAUACCGGGUUCACCAGCAACAACAUACAGUCAACAUUUGUUCCAUUAAGGUUUCACCCACCCAGGUACAGGGGAUGGAGAACUGGGGAACAACACCUCAAGGUUUGAGGGCUGAGGAGAAUCUUGUCCCGGAUGGGGAAGGUGGAAGUCUAGCGCCUGAUGCUAUAACUCCCGAAACUACUGGGACUGUUGAGACUGCAGUAUCUGAGAAAUUGGUUGGGAGGAGGGUUGGCUUAAUACGCACUGCCACUCCCUGUGUUAAUUGGCCCUGCUCAGCGUCUGACGUAAUCCCCAGGGUUCAUCGAGUUGUUGUGCCUUCUUUUCAAAGUAUGGACUCUGUUACCGGGACUUUACCAAAAGACUCAGUUUUGUCCCAAUGGAACCAGCCUGACUUCCAGAAGAGUAAUCCUGGUGGUGGAAUUUAAUUCCCCAACCUGCAACUGCUGAUGUGCUUACCUCCAAGGAUUGUAUGGGGGAUCCUUUUGUUCCAGUUCUUGAACCCCAAGUUAGUGCAAAUUUCAUUGUGGGGGGAAAUGCUUUGAAAUCUGCAGUUCCGUUGCAGCAGCUUGCAGCAAACCUAGUAGCAGAGACUGUGAACUAUGCAAGCGGUCCCUAUCAACCAAAAGCUGAGAGGCAAGCAGAAGGAGGGGGGUCAGCCCAGCCCAGUCAAGCCGCUGUAGGAAGUUUUGAGUUUUUUGGUCAUUCUCUCCUAGGUUGCCGGGAAGCUGCAGAUACUCACACUGGUGAGACUGAAUUGAUCUCUGUUGGGGCUGACAAAGAAUUUCUUUACCCACAGCUCAAGGACUUUAAAGACCCUGAUGAUGUGUUUAUUGCUUUUCAAAAGAUGUUUUAUGAUGCAAAUGUUUGUGUAAAGAAGAAAUUGAAUUUGGUGGGUCUUUUACAGAAUCUCAGUCCUAGGAAACAGGAUGAUGAUGUUAUGAGCAAAAAUGUUUUCAGGUUUGCUUGGAAUUCCAUGUUGCCCAAUCCCUGUGUUCAAAAUCUGUUGGGAGUUUUGGUUGAAAUCUACUCAAGGAAUUCAGAGUUUGUGUUGGGUUUUGGCAAACCCCUAGAAGAUUCUUUGGGUAUGCUCAGAGGAAAAUGGGAGGGAUUGGAAGAAGUUAAGUUGAUUCUUUCUGAUUUGUGGCCAAAACACCUUAAGCAUGUGCAGAGUGUCUUGGCUCGAGUGCAAGAUCCAAACCUGACCAGAAAGAAACAUAAAUGUCAGUUUGCUCAAGGAGAAGUGAUUCCCUUGGAAUUCAGGGUGGGGUCAGGAAACGUCAAAUCUCUAGAGGCCAAGGUGCAAUACAUUCAAGAUUGGCCCCGCCCCGUGGUGGAACAAGAUGUGCAGUCGUUCAUAGGGUUGGUAAAUUAUUAUAGGAAGGGUGUCAAUCAGUUUGCCACAUUAGCUGCUCCUCUUACCAACCGUUGUGAGAAAUCUUUGCCAGUGAAAGUAGAUUGGACUGAAGAGUGUCAACGGGCUUUUGAUCUGUUAAAACAUGCCCUUGUGAGUUCCCAGGUUAUGUUGGCCCCAGAUCAGAGACGUCCGUUUGUGGUGCAAACUGAUGCCAGUCAGACCGGGCUGGGAGCAGUUUUGCUCCAAGAAGAUCAAGAGGGAAAUUGGCGUCCCGUGGUUUACCUGAGUAAAAAACUGAUAACCCGGGAGCAAAAUUAUUCAGCCAUUGAGAAAGAGUGUUUUGCUUUGGUCGGGGCUCUGACCAAACUGCGUCCUUAUCUGUGGGGCAACACCUUUGAAGUUCAAACGGAUCACUCCCCACUUUGUUGGCUGGAGAGAGUAAAGGCAUCCAACCAGAAAUUGCUUCGGUGGAGUCUAGCCUUACAGGACUUCCAGUUUAACGUCACACAUAUUGCUGGGAAGGACAAUGUGGUUGCUGAUACCUUGUCUAGGAUGUAUCAAUCUGUUAAAUGAAGUAUUAAGGUGUAUUUUGCCUGAAUCCUCAGCUGGAAAAAACUAUUGGUGAUUAUUGUUCUUGUAACUGUGUAAAUAUCAGACUGGGGGAUGGUGCUAAUGAUUUUGGGAGCUGCUGCCCCCCCAGACUGGUCCAACUACCUCAAUGUAUAUAUUUUGUUGGAUGAAAUUGCGGGACUUAACCCUGUAAUUUCAUCUUAGGGGGGAGGGUGUAGUAAAGCUAGUAUCAUUUAGAAGCUGUUCCUUGGUCAAGCAAUGAGAGUGAGGCCUUGUGGGUAACCAACAAGCCACAAGGACCAUGGGAAAUAAGUUCUGUCCCUUUAACCCCAGACUAACAGGCACCCAGGGUGUGAAAGUUUUAUUAUGGGAGAGGAACCCCUGAUUUAAUGGAAGGCUUGACACCUGGGUCCAAGUUCUGCGCAUUCCGUUAGUGAUGUUAUCUGGCCUUAAUGGCCUGGGAAUGUGCAUCUGCAGAGGCGCCAAGGAAGGGAGGACAACCUUUGAUUGAGGCUCUGGGUUCUUAAUUGGCCCAGCUGCCAGAAGUUAGAUUGAUUAGUCCACAAGCCGGUCAUUGGAGAAUUUAAAAAUAAUCAAGAGUUAUGAUUGGUUUUGGGGGUUCCGACGCCACGUGUGAAUCAGGGUUAAAAGACCUGGGAAAUGGCUGAGAAAGUGCGCUCUGCAAUCCGCAAAUCGCCCGGCUGCUAAUGUUCCAUCUAAGUAGCUGUCUUUGCAUCCUUUGUGUUGGAGAUCUGCGAAAGCCUUUGAACUGCGGAACCUUGAAAGGACUCUAUCUAUUUCUUUUGUACUUUAGUUGUGAGUAUGCAAGCUAGCUAGAUUUCACAAUGUUUUUAUUUUUCUUGUCUGUAACUUACUAAAGAUGUGCCUGCUAUUUUAGCAUGUUUUCUUAUGUUCUUUUAAAAUAAAUUUUAAAUAAGAAACUGUUUUGGUUUGUGUGCCUUUCCGGGGGGAAAGUCUAAGUCCUAGCCUUACGCUUAGUUACGCUCUACCGUAAAACUUCUGUCUGCAAGUUUGUGGAUUCAACUUGUGGAGUGGGGAUAACCAGUAACAACAGGGUACAGCCUACUCCCUGGGUUGUGACUCUAGGUUUCCCGGAACAGAGGGAGUGGUGGCAGCUCUACCGGUGUGAUUUUGUCCUGCUUCUGUAUAACGUAACUUUGCCUGCCAGCCCUGCUCAAGAAACCUGAUCUGGCCGGAGAGCAAAGACAGGUGAGGGAGGAGCGAGCGGCUGGGGGCAACUUUACUACACCCCCCUUUUUUGUAUUCCAGUUCAAUUUAUUUAGUCCCGCAAUUCCUUUCCCUCCUUUUUAAUCCUGAUCUUUAAUCUUAAUAUAUUAUAGCAUUAGGUUUUUACGUAUUGAAAAUCCAAUUUUUCCAUAUUCUUUUAUACCAUUAAAGCUAGAAACCACUUAACUUCAAUCCAACAUCAUUCUAACAUUCAUUAAUUUUACAAUAUUUCUGUAAGUAGUCUUUAAAUUUCUUCUUGGUAUCUUGGCCACCUCUUCUUGGCAACUUCUUGGCCUCCUCAAAAGUAAGGUAAGCAGCACAAGAAAAACUUGGCACUCCCAUCUCUGGGGAUAUCACUGAGAUUUUCUCUCCAUUCUAACCAUUGCUGAAUGCAGUUUCUGUCUCCGUUAAGUGAUGGAGGUGUUUUUGGCACGGCACGGGUUUCGUCACAGCAUGCUGAAGCUGUGCAUGGACCUGUGGAAGAGUUUGGAAACUGGAGUUCCAGCAUCAGUUUGGGAUUAGAGUUACAGCGUCAUGUAAGGGGUGGGGGGUUGGGGGACACUUUGCUUGGAGAACUGGUCCCUGUUGGCACCAGCCCAAGCGUGUGUUAUCCGGAUGGCGAGAACAAAUAUCCAAGUGAGGCCGAUGCAGAAGCGUAAAGGCUGCAGGAGAUCAGGUUGCAUAGGAAGCUGCCUUCUCCGGAAUCAGAGAAUGUAGCUCAGUGUCAGAUACACUUGGCCUGAAAGCGAGAUGAGCACCACAACCCCAUAGCCGCUGAAAUAUACUCGGAGUCGAGUGUGAAUUUCAUGCUCUUUAUAAUAGCAAUGAAUGAAACUUUCCCCAAAACUUCUAGCUAUAUAUACAUUAUUUACACAAUGGGCCCUGUGUGAUUGGCCAAUCAGCUUGCGGAUUCACCUGCUCCAGAAGCCUAAUUGGCUGCUCCUGCUUUUCUGAGAUUGUUAAUUUGGGGUUUUCAUCAGCUGUACUCCAUAAUCAACACAAUUAUAACAAAUAAAGGCUUGACAUAUCUCACUUUGCAUGUCAUGAGUCUAUCUCAUAUAUUAGUUUCACCUUUUCCCCCCACGAUAUUCUAAUUUUUCAAGUUUCACCUGUAUCUUUGUGGUGGGGCAUUAAGAGUGUUUAAGCUCAGGGAGGGGUUGUUUUUUUUUAUAUAUAAGAUAUUUAUUAAGGUUUUUUGACAUAUUACAGUAAAAAUGAAAAAGAAAAGAGAAAAGUACAAAAUAAAAACAAUUAAAAAACACACAUAUUUUCAGUUACUUAUUUUCCUUUAGCUUGUUUCCCGGACCUCCUCGUACCUCCCCCUUUUGCAUUCCACUUCAAUUUAUUGGUUCAGCAAAUCCUUACCAUUAGAUUUUAACCCAUUUAUAACCCUUUUUUCAUAUUCUCUUAAAGCAUUACAGCUAGAAACCGCUUAAUUACUAUCCAACAUCAUUCUAUCAUUCAUUAAUUUUACAAUAUUUCUGUAAAUAGUCUUUAAAUUUCUUCCAAUCUUCUUCCACCGACUCUUCUCCCUGGUCUCGGAUUCUGCCAGUCAUUUCUGCCAAUUCCAUAUAGUCCAUCACCUUCAUCUGCCAUUCUUCCAAAGUGGGUAGAUCUUGUGUCUUCCAAUACUUUGCAAUGAGUAUUCUUGCUGCUGUUGUAGCAUACCUAAAAAAAGUUCUGUCCUUCUUUGGCACCAAUUGGCCGACAAUGCCCAGAAGAAAGGCCUCUGGUUUCUUCAAGAAGGUAUAUUUAAAUACCUUUUUUCAGUUCAUAUAUAUCAUUUCCCAGAAAGCCUUAAUCCUUGGGCACGUCCACCAAAGGUGAAAGAAUGUACCUUCAGUUUCUUUACAUUUCCAACAUUUAUUAUCGGGCAAAUGAUAGAUUUUUGCAAGCUUGACUGGGGUCAUGUACCACCUGUAUAUCAUUUUCAUAAUAUUCUCUCUUAGGGCAUUACAUGCCGUAAACUUCAUACCUGUGGUCCAUAACUGUUCCCAGUCAGCAAACAUAAUAUUAGGUCCAACAUCUUGUGCCCAUUUAAUCAUAGCAGAUUUCACCGUUUCAUCCUGAGUAUUCCAUUUCAACAGCAAGUUAUACAUUCUUGACAAAUUCUUAGUUUUGGGUUCUAACAGUUCUGUUUCUAGUUUUGAUUUUUCCACCUGGAAGCCAAUUUUCUUAUCCAAAUUAUAUGCCUCCAUUAUCUGAUAAUAAUGAAGCCAAUCUCUCACUUUGUUUUUUAGUUUCUCGAAACUCUGCAAUUUCAAUUUGUCUCCUUCUUGUUCCAAAAUUUCCCAAUAUUUCAGCCAUUUGGCCUCCAUAUUGAGCCUUUUCAGAGCUUUCGCUUCCAUCGGUGACAACCACCUUGGGGUUUUAUUUUCCAAUAAAUCCUUGUAUCUUAUCCAAACAUUAAACAGUGCUUUUCUGACAAUAUGAUUUUUAAAUGCUUUAUGUGCUUUGACCUUAUCAUACCAUAAAUAUGCAUGCCAUCCAAAUAUGUUGUUAAUUCCACUGAACGGCAUUCCUUGUCUAGGGGCAGUCCGUUCCCAGGUUUUAAGCAGCAAAUUUUAGCUUCCUUUCCCCCUUUUCUUUGCAGGUAAAUACAACUCAAACCUUCCCCCCUCCUCUCCUGCAAUCCGGAGGGGAGACCACUUUCCAGAUGUUAAGAUUUAAGUCUUUUUUCCGAACGUCUCUCUAUGUUUCCGUUUUACAGUCUCUUUGCUUUGAACUAUUUACAAGAAAGGAAGGCAGACGUCCUGGUUAUACCUUCCCGCUUCGGUGCCGAAUUAGCUGUUUUUUCUCCUUUCAAAUCCAAUUUAAUCCUACUCACGGGUAGUUGCUUUCGAAAUCCAAUUAUCCCAGGAAAAAGUCAGCGCUCUCUGUUAACGGCUGUGCGGCUUCACUCCGCGGAAGAAGCAGUCGACUCUCAGCACCGCGCCGCUCACCCCGUCCCGCUCCAGAGCCCUUGAAAGGGUCCCUUUGCAACUUGGGGGGGCGCAAAUGGUGCCCGCCGAGUCCCCACGUUCACAGGCUUCCCCCGCCUGUGAUUUUUAAAGGGUCUCCGCUUUGCCGCAGCGGUAAGACCCGAUCCCGCGGAGCUGGUCCCUCCGAGAAUCAGAGGGAAUCCGCCAUUAGCGAUGGCGCUGACCCGGAAGUCUAGGGAGGGGUUUUGGAAUGGUAUUGGAACACUCUUGCAGGCCCCACAGCCUCCUCCGGCACUGGAACAGCCACACAGCAUUCCCAGGAAGGGGUCCUGGUGUUCUGGGACUCACAGCUGCUCUCUUGUGAACACCCUGUAAAGGUAAAGGGACCCCUGACCAUUAGGUCCAGUCGUGGCCGACUCUGGGGUUGCGGCGCUCAUUUCGCUUUAUUGGCUGAGGAAGCCGGCAUACAGCUUCCGGGUCAUGUGGCCAGCAUGACUAAGCCGCUUCUGGCGAACCAGAGCAGUGCACGGAAAUGCUGUUUAUCUUCCUGCUGGAGCGGUACCUAUUUAUCUACUUGCACUUUGACAUGCUUUCGAACUGCUAGGUUGGCAGGAGCAGGGACCGAGCAAUGGGAGCUCACCCCGUCGCAGGGAUUCACACCGCCGACCUUCUGAUCGGCAAGUCCUAGGCUCUGUGGUUUAACCCACAGCGCCACCCGCGGUCCGAGCACCCAGUAUAGCAGAGUAAAAGCAGCGCAGACGGCGUUGAGGAGGUAUCUGGGCAUACCUACUUUAUUUCUACUAAUUACAGAUUAAAGAACGUAACAAACACGUAUGAGAGGAGCAGGCCUCAUACAGACAUCAUGUCUCGUCACAAGACAGAGCAGAAAGAAAAAGUACAAUAGUAUCAGAGACGGAAGUCACACAGACUGGCUUCCUUUCUCACGGAACAGAAAAUAAACAAGAAUCAGAUGGUCCUUGCAAUGGGAGGAGUUAAUUGCUAACAAACACCACAUGCCUCCUUGCUUGCUCCUCUGGAAAAGCAGAACCUCAGAUCACCCUGGGACCUUCAAGUAAGGUAUCUCAGGGCACCAAGGAUGUUUAGAAGUGUUUUGUCUUCAGUCUGGUGGACUUCUACUUUUCACCUAGCUGCUUUUUUGUUUAUGUAAAUGAUUUUUGUCCCCAUCUCUGGGUCCGAAGUCUGCUACCUGCAAACAGUAUCAGGCAAUAAAGCAGCCCGUUAACGCGAUAACCGAAAACGGCUCAAGAAAACAAACAAAGCAAUGGGCAGCAUCAGAGAAACAGGAACUGAAAUCCUGCUGAAACUAUGUGGGGCUGGAUGUUAUUAUUCAGCUUGGGGUUGGUGCCAAGAGUUAGACUCAGAAGCUCAUGGAAUUGUAGGUUGGUGGUAUUUAACACCAGUCAGAUUAAAUCAGAUGAACAAGGAAUAUUCGGUGUUAUGUUGGAGGGGAUGCCAGGAAACAGGGAAUUAUGUGGUGGGGGUGUAAAUAGUUACAUUAUUUUAUUUAUUUAUUUAUUUAUCUGGCAAAGGGUGUUUAAGGAGAUAACAGAAAUCACUGGGUUAAAGCUGACCAAAAGUCCAGAGGUAGCAUUAUUAUCAAUUUACGAAGGGGUGGAAGGCUAUGAAGGACUCACUCACAAAUUUAUUGACAGCUGCAUGAAUUAUUAUAAGCUAGGAAGUGGAAGGGGCAAGCAGAAUAUAAAAUGGAAGAAUGGUAUAAAGAGGUGUGGGAUAUAGCUAUUAAUGAUAAAUGAACAUGUGCCAUUAAGGUAAGACGGGGAAUAUGCAGGAGGAAUGAUUUUGAGGAGAUAUGGAGGGCCUUUGUAGAAUUUGUACUGUUAAAAUGGAAAGUGGUUGAAACCAUCACAAGAGGUGUAGAAAUUUCUGGAGGUUGGGUAGUUACAAUGGAACAGUCUCUGUGGCGCAGUGCACAUUUUUAUUCUUAUUUAUGGUUAUUACUUUGUCAAAAUAAAAUAAAAUAAAAAAUUGUAGGUUCGAAGGGACCUUGAGGGUCAUCUGGUCAAACUCUCCAGCCCACAACCAUCACUCAGUGGCCUCGAACCACCAAGCUCCUGCUUAACAACCAGACGCCCUCACCUGUUGCACCACCUGAGGCAGUGAAAGCACGCAGAUAUACAGUCUGCAUUUCCAAGCAACCUGCAAUUUAGGUUCUGCCAUUUGCUCCAAUUCAGUGCCACUCUCCCAACUUUCAGCUCUACGUACUUUCAGGGUAGCCACCCUGAAGGCCAAGGGGGUAAGCGAGUGAGUGGGGCCUCAUGAGCACCCAAGGGAGACUUCAGGGGCGCCACUGCACUCACAGUCACCCCAUUGGCACCCUCUGCUUUCCACACUGCAAUGCCAACCCACUGCAAGGCGGGCUUCAUUCAGAACCCCAUGUUGCGGCUGAGGAGCUGGACUGCAUAUUGCUUUAAGGCCUCCUUGCCAAAUGCACAAUGAAAGGGAGAUUACUUCACAGUUCCCAGCUGACAGUCUCAGCUACUCCAGUGUAGCAGCUCUCCUCCUGCUGUUCUGGGCAGCUCCCCACCACACAGAUGGAGAGGGCCAAUGAUCCUUGCAAGGCGGGCCCUGUGUUAACAAAGAAAGAAGAAAGAAGAUUCCACCUACAAGAAAGUAACUACAAGAAAGAGGAUUCCACCUAAACAUUAGGAAGAACUUCCUGACAGUAAGAGCUGUUCGACAGUGGAAUUUGCUGCCAAGGAGUGUGGUGGAGUCUCCUUCUUUGGAGGUCUUUAAGCAGAGGCUUGACAACCAUAUGUCAGGAGUGCUCUGAUGGUGUUUCCUGCUUGGCAGGGGGUUGGACUCGAUGGCCCUUGUGGUCUCUUCCAACUCUAUGAUUCUAUGAAAGUCACUCUGGAGUCCAGAGGGAAAGGAAAUCCUGAAAGCACUUGGUUGAGGAAAUGGGACAAAUCAGUGUAUAAUUUGAGUGGAAACAAACAGAGCGGCAGCCUUGCCUUCCUUCCUUCCUUCUUCCUUCCUCCCUUCCUUCCUUCCGGCCUUGUAAAUGGCAGGAAGACAUGCAAUCAAACAUACAGGAAGUGUGUGUGUAGAAACUCCCUCAGAACUACACUGCAAAUCAGAGCACGGGAAGAUCCUGCCAGCCUGCCUGGUUGCUAGUUGAUUUUCACGCUAAUGGAAUUAACCCUUGAGUUACAAACAGAAUGAGCCCUGCUGUUGCAGUUGUAUCAACAGGGGCAAUGGGUUGCUUCUUGCUGAGCCGAUGUUGAUGAUCAAACCCCUCUCUCCUCAUUUGCAGAGCCUCUUGCAAGCCCCAACCUGUACUACUGCCCACUCGACGUGGAAGAUAUUCAGGUAGUCUUUGCCUUCGAGCCUCUCAAUCAGUGCGUGAAUAUUCUUGCUGAGCCAGAAGGUGCCAUCAUUAAUGCCUGUCCUGGUAAGCGUCAUCAUUUUUGCUGCAAUUGUCCAUAAUCUGCACCCCUCUCUUCCCUUGUUAUUCUCCCCAGGAUGAGAACUGCUCUUGGUCGCAAUAUCAGCUUCUGGACUUGGGGUGGGACGUGACUCUUGUUGGGAGAAUUGCAUGGGAAGCUAGGGUUAAAUGCCCUUCCAUUGGGGCUGUGGCCCUGGUCUCUAAAAUAAAAUUUAAAGUCCUCCCCGCUUGCAAAUGCAAAGGCAUGAUUAAGGUAAAGUUCCCUUUGGCUCUUGGAAGACAUUCAUCGGGCACAGAGAUCUUAGAAUAUUUUUGCAAUCCUGCUGGGAGAAUCGGCUCCGCUUUCCUCACUCUCUGCUGCCCCCGGAGGUUUAGUGCUGUGGUAACGUAGAAGGCAAGGGACGCAGGUGGCGCUGUGGGUUAAACCACAGAGCCUAGGACUUGCUGAUCAGAAGGUCGGCGGUUCGAAUCCCCGCAACAGGGUGAGCUCCCGUUGCUUGGUCCCAGCUCCUGCCCACCUAGCAGUCUGAAAGCACAUCAAAGUACAAUUAGAUAAAUAGGUACCGCUCUGGCAGAAAGGUAAACGGCGUUUCUGUGCGCUGCUCUGGUUCGCCAGAAGCGGCUUAGUCAUGCUGGCCACAUGACCCGGAAGCUGUACGCUGGCUCCCUCAGCCAAUAAAGCGAGAUGAGUGCUGCAACCCCAGAGUCGGCCACGACUGGACCUAAUGGUCAGGGGUCCCUUUACCUUUACCUUUUAAUGUAGAAGACAAAGCUUGAAGGUAAGAUUACGAUGCAAGCCAGGAAUGAGCUUAAGGUGAAGCCUCGACCGCUGGCCAGCUUUGGGCAGGCUGCCCUAGUGCCUCCUGGUUACUGGGAUGUUUGCAAAGCACCCUGGGCUAGUUGGACCCUCAUCUCUUCCAGCAAGGUGCUCCUUCAGUUUGAUAACAAGUGCGAACCCACAGGCUAGCUGUUCUCUUUCCCUGCUGACAGCCCCCAUGCCCUAUUGGUUUAUCAGUCAAAAAUGCAUCCAGUGGACUAUGGGAUUCCAGUAAAAAGAAUGAGUGGUUCAUAUCAGAUUUUUGCUUGUGCAUUUAAAAUCCUUUGCUAUUGCAAUGCGAACAUGGGUGCAAGGUGCAAUCAUAGAAUCGUCGAGCUGGAAGGGUCAAGCAGCUCAGACCUCUUUACACACUGAGCUUCUCAAGUAGAUGGAGAUACAGCAAGGUAAACAGGUAAAGGACCCCUGGACGGUUAAGUCCAGUCAAAGGUGACUAUGGGGUUGCGGCACUCAUCUCGCUUUCAGGCUGAGGGAGCCGGCGUUUGUCCGCAGACAGCUUUCCGAGUCAUGUGGCCAGCAGGACUAAACAGCUACUGGCACACUGUAACGGAAGCCAGAGCGCACAGAAACACUGUUUACCUUCCUGCCCGAGUGGUACCUGUUUAUCUACUUGCACUUUAAAGUGCUUUUGAACUACUAGGUUGGCAGGAACUGGGACAGAGCAAUGGGAGCUCAUUCUGUUUCGGGGAUUCGAACCACCGACCUUCUGAUCGGCAAGCCCAAGAGGCUCAGUGGUUGCGUCCUGUCACCAAGGUGAGGGGGAAUGACCUAGCUAAGCCUGGCAGGACAGCUUACUCUAUGACAUUAACCCCUUCAUGCAUUAAUUAGGCUUAAGCAAGUUAGACUUAAGGCUGGUUAUCGCACGGUUGGGGGACGUUACAGGGGGUUUACAGGCCUGCUGUGUUUCAGUAUGCUCCCCUUUGUCUCAUAGAUGUGGCUGUGGCUGACAAAGGACCUGAAGCCCCACCUGUUCAUUCAGAGCGAGCUCACAAACGACUAGGUGAGUGUCGCUGCUUUUUAACCUGUUUCAGUGCUGAGGGCUGGUGCUGCAAGCCAGGUAAUUUGAGAGUAGGAGUGGCUCACCUGUGGCCACAGAUCCCUCAUCCCUGUUUUUGAGGAGUGCCUCUAGAAGUUCCAUUAUUCACAUCAAAACCACGCACCCUCCAAAACCUGAGAGGCCAAAAGAUGGGCAAAAAAAGCACCCACACUGAGGUGUUUUUCCUGCUGCCGGUCUGGUUCAUUCAGAAUUUCAGAAAGCCAGAUUUCCCACCUUAAGAAUGACAAAGAAUGAAUGAAAGGAAGAUAAAAGAAGAGCGCUUGCAAAACGAUGGUGGACGCCCUGUUGAAAAACUGCGCACGUAAGGUCCAUCUGGAAAGAUUUUGUGCCUCUUGGGAUGUUUUUUAUGCAGCUGUUGAAAUACUUGGCAAGUUCAUUUAAAAAAUAAUAAUUAAUUGCAGUUUUGGUUGACCCCUUCCAAAAAGGGAUUAUCAUAUUUUUCCGUGUAUAACACGCCUCCUUGGAUAAGAUGCCCCCUGGUUUUUUUUUACAAAGGUUAUUUUAAACAUCUUUUUCAUUUCAUUGUAUAUCAUUUCCCAGUGAGCUUUAACCUUACUACAAGACCACCACAUAUGAUAAAAAUAACCUUCUUUUCUUUUUAAUCUUAGGCCCUGUGGACGCAUUUUGCAGGAGGCUAAAAGACCACUUCUGGGAGACGUGCCAAUUUGUGCCCAUGGAGCGAGAGUUUGCCCUGGACCGCCUUUACAUCGAACGCGACAUGGCGCUGUGCCUUGUGGAAAGCAAGAACACUGGGAAAAAUGCCGACCUGAGGCCCUGCAACCUCAGAGAGAAAGGGAAGGUUGCGGUGAGGAGCAGCCAGCUCUUUCAGCUGCCGUGGAAGAACAACCUGGGAACCAAAGUCGUCGUCAUCUUGGGGAAAGCCGGAAUGGGGAAAAGUCUGCUGGUCCAAAAGAUCUGCCUGGACUGGUCCAGAGGACAUUUGCCCAAUUACGGCUUCCUUUUCCGAUUCGAUUGCUGGAUGCUGAGCCUCCUCCCUGAAAACCGCUACAGCCUCAAGCAGCUGCUAUUUGAGCUCUCCGCUGGGCCUCAAGAUGGUGGUGACGACAUCUACAGGCAUGUUCUGCGGUACCCAGAAAAGGUCCUCCUCAUUUUUGAUGGUUUUGAAGAACUGAAGGACCGGGAUGGCUUAACAUCUGGUGUAGACAGCCUGCCCCACAAGGAGCCCUUGGGAAUUGGAGGCAUCCUGGCCAGAAUCUUCCAGAAGAAGAUUCUCAGCGGCUGCACGGUGCUUCUAACCUCCCGCCCCAAGGACAAGUUGCAGCAGCAUUUAUCGAAGAUGGACGCGACGCUCGAACUGGCAGGGUUCUCCACGCAGCAAGCUGAGUCGUACAUUGCUCAGUACUUUGAAGGAUCGCCCUGCAGUGGCGAGGCGGUGGCUUGGAUCAGGAAAUGCCCUUACCUCUUCAGCCAUUGCUACACUCCUGACCUGUGUCGUUUCGUUUGCGAGGCCGUGUCUGAAGCGGGGUGCAAGGAACUGCCUUCCACGCUUACCGGCCUGUUGGCCAAGUUCCUCCUCCAAAAACUGAUGCGUUCGUCAACGCAGAGAUCUUCCCCUAAGCACCAGAAUAUCGCCGCUUUAGCUCAGGUGGCCUGGUCUUCCGGACAGGACCACCGGAACACACUCAUGAGCUACAACUUUCCAUCCAUGGAAGUGAAGGAGUUUGCUCUCAGCUGCGGACUGGUGGUCCCCCUCGCAUUCCCAAAAGACUCGAGCAGCGGGAAAGAGGAAUGUGGCUACGUGUUCCCUAGCUUCGUGGUCCAAAAUUUCCUGGUUGCCCUACAUUUGGUGCUGGCUAAAGAGAUCAAGGACAAAACUCUCACCAAAUACCUUCGGCUGCUCACCAAAUCCAAGAAGUUUCUCUUCUCUUGGAGCUUGGUACCUUGUUUUUUGUCCGGCUUGCUAUUUUUAGGGGGCAAACUGAGAUCCUCUGUCCUUUUCAGAGAGGAGGGAGAGAUGGACACCAAGAGAAUGGCCGGCAAGAAGCAGAGAAGCUUCUCAAACUACGUCCGGAAACUCAUGGAGCGUGAUUUCCCUCCGGACAAGCUCCUUGAUUUUCUCCACUGUCUCUAUGAAACGGGAGAUCGUUGCCUUUUGAAGGAAAUGGCUUUAGAACUCAAGUGUGACAUCUCUUUCUUGGGGUUUGCUCUUACCCCACCCAAUGUCUACAUUCUCCACUCUGUCAUCAAACAAGCCAAAAGGAAGUUUGCUUUAGAUUUGAGAGGGAGCGCCAUUGACUCAGAAGGAUUCAGACAGCUGGUCACCCUGAAGAAUGUUACAUCAUUCAGGUAUGUUUGGGGUGGUGAUGUCUGUGGGUGUUGCACCUCAGCGACGGCCAAGCUCCAGGUCAUGGGGCCCAGGGACCCAUUGAAAUCUGUGGGGUGGAUUGCCGGAGGUUCCCAUCUUCCGCAAAGACACUCUCAAACUCAGUGUGGCAUGUUGAUUCUCUGCAGGGCAUCCCUCAGCGAUGCCGUCCGGCUCUGGAGGCAGUUGUGGGAAGCCAAAGAAAGAGACCAACUGCAAUCCGCCAUUGAGAAGUUUAUUGUUGUUCCGUUCAAAGCCAAGACGAUGAGGGACAUUGACGACCUCUGUGCUCUUGUCGACAUGCAGGAGAAAAUGACCCAAAGGUAGGAGGGUUUGUUCCUGUUAUAGGAAUUCUAAGGUCUUAUAUUUAUAAAAUAAAUGUUCGUAAAUGUACAAGGCAAGCACAUACAUAAGUAUAUAAACCACGUAUCUGAAAUGGUGCAGGAGAAAAAUCCUGAAGCCAUUUUGACUCUCCCAAAUUGACCUCAAAUAUUUCUCUGCAAGGAGGAAGGAAAUGGGGAAAGCUUUCCAAUGGUCUUUGGACUGUAGGGGCUUGCACCUCCCUGUAAAUACAGCCUGGCAAGUAUCUGUUAAGCUGAGCACACUAUCCAUAUGCCUAAGAGAUUCAAGAACUAAGUACCGGUAUUUACCAUCUCAAAGGAAUGGCCAGGCUACCCAGAAAAGGAAAUCAGAUAAGGCAUUAUCAGGUAUCCUGGCAGACAGGAGAGAAGCAACACACUCAAAUUUCUGCCGGGGACCACCUCUUUCUGUGAUGUAUGUAUGAUGUUUUUGGGGGUGGUUUGAGCUACACGGUGGGCAGUUUCAAAAGUCUCUGUAACAGCUUGCACACCAAUAUUCUGGGUUCCUCUCCUCCCUCCAAAGUGAGGACCCUGUUGCAACGGUUUAAUGAAGAUCAGGCUUACUAGCUGCUUUGCUUCUCAAUAUUCUCUGGUUGGCCUCUGUUAUUUUCUCCUACCGAUAGAGAACCUACAUAAGGACUAUAUACGGGCUCUUGGAUACCCCAUAAGGGGGAAAGGAGCAGUUUUUUCUUAUAACAUUCUUUUUUUGUCAGUAUCACUGUAUCUAAAUGUAUAUUACUGUCAGGGACUGGACAUUGAAGGAGGAAUGGUGGAGACUGCGUCCCCCUUCUCCUGGACCUUCCCGAGGAGAGGAGGACAGUAUAGAUUUAGAACAGUGGUUUGCAGAAGGUCAUGACUCUUAAGACAGAAGAGGGACAUAGCUGGGAGAUAAUGGAAGAAAGGGAGGGGAAGCAGCAGAGCGGGCUGUUUCUGGGGGGGGGGAGGGAGCUGCGCCGCUUUGCCAGCAGCCUUCCUCCCUUCCCUCUUCCUUUUGACAGCUCGGGGGAAGCUCCCCCCCCCCGGAAGCAGCCUGGGAGUGGGGGGCAACGGCACGCUGCCCACCCACAACUCCCAAGCCUCCCCCGAGCUGUCAAAUCAAAGGGGGGAAGGGGGAAAGGCUGCCGGCAAAGCGGUGCAGCUCCCCCCUUCCCCCGACGGCUCGAGGUAGGCUUGGGAGUCGCAGGAGGGCGGGUGAUGACACCCGGGGCGGACCGCCUCCAACACCCCCCUUCCUCCACCCCUUCCCCUAGGACCCGGAAGGCAUUGAAAGUAGGGGAACAGAUAGCUCAGAGGCAGAAAGCACAGAUCAGCCAACACAGUGAUGACGUAUCAUAGGAGAGACGGAGGGGGUGGAGUUUUACUCGGAGGAGUGCCAUUGUCCUAGAGACAGCAUCCUACGUCUCUCUCUGUGAUUACUGAAUAAAACGCCUUGGUAAGAGCUUCCUGUUUUUCCAUUACUGGCAGCCUGCCGUGAGGGAGGGGGGCCGCAUUCCCUGAAGCCUGACAAUUACAUUCACGGCCUAGGACCCUCCUACCUACAGGACCGCCUCUCCCGGUAUGCCCCAUGGAGGACCUUAAGGUCCAUAAAUAGCAACACCCUAGAGGUCCCGGGCCCUAAGGAAGUCAGAUUAGCCUCAGCCAGAGCCAGGGGCUUCUCAACACUGGCCCCGGCUUGGUGGAACUCUCUGUCUCAUGAGACCAGGGCCCUGCAGGAUCUGAUUUCUUUCCACAGGACCUGUAAGACAGAGUUGUUCCGCCUGGCCUUUGGCUUGGAAUCAACUUGAUCCCCUCCCACUCUUCUUUUUUCCUUUCUCCUUCUGUGAUGGAACUCCUACUUGGGGACUUCCCUGGCUUUUUUCUGGCCCACGUAAGACCAGUCUGGAUAGUUAGCCUUGGUGAAGACUUGACGUUUUCGUCCCCAAAAAAGUUUUUGAGUUUCUGCUGAAAUGAGGCUGCAUUUUAAUGUUGUAUUUUAAUCUUGUUUUUGAAGUUGUAUUUCAAUCAAUUGUUUUAUAUCUGGUGUUAGCCGCCCUGAGCCCGAUCUUGGCUGGGGAAGACGGGGUAUAAAUAAAAUUUAUUAUUAUUAUUAUUAUUAUUAUUAUUAUUAUUAUUAUUACUACAUGCAGAAGAGGGGCCAAGACAGAUAGAGUAAGGGAACUGGAGUCCAGCAACAGCCUUGCCCUACAGUUCAGCCUAUAAAUUAGUCCCUGUAGUGGAGGGAUCACCAACAUAGUGGAUGAAAGGUCAGACAAGGACCUGGAAGAGAGCAGGGUUCGAAUCCCCACUCGGCCAUGACCUACGUCUCAGGGUUGUUGUGGGGGUUAAAUGAGGCGUGGAGGAGAUUCGUGUAUGCCGCUUUGAACUCCUCGAAGAAAACACGCAGGAUAUAAAUGCGAUAAAUAAACGCAAUCCAUAGCAGGGUACAACAUACCUGCAAUUUCUCCUGAGACGCAUGGCUUACACCCUAGAAGAAAUAAGUUCUGGGGUCGGGGUUGUGUCAUCUUCAUCUUUUUCGAAAAUUUUAAGCCCUGAUCUAACCAAAUUCUUAUUGUUGUUUUGUUCAGCGAGGCAGAUUCAGCUGGUGGUAGCGCCCGCCUCAUCCCAGCCGUCGCAGAGCUUAAACAAUUAGAAUUCACGUAAGUAAGAGAGGGUUUUUUAAAUGGAUCUUUUGGUGGGUGUAAAUAUGUACAUUUUUUUGUGGUGAAGGGUGUUUAAGAAGAUAACAGAAAUCACUGGGUUAAAGCUGACUAAAAGUCCAGAGGUAGUACUAUUAUCAAUUUACGACGGGGCGGAAGGUUCGCAGGAUAUGAAGGCCAAGCUCACAAAUUUAUUGACAGCUGCACAAAUGAUUAUAGCUAGGAAGUGGAAGGGGAAAGCAGAAUAUAAAAUGGAAGAAUGGUAUAAAGAUGUGUGGGAUAUAGCUAUUAAUGAUAAAUUAGCAUGUGCCAUUAUGGUAAGACGGGGAAUAUGCAGGAGAAAUGAUUUUGAGUAGAUAUGGAAGCCGUUUGUAGAAUUUGUACUGUUAAAACGGAAAGGGGUCAAACCAUGAGUAGGCAAACUAAGGCCCGGGGGCCGGAUCCGGCCCAAUCGCCUUCUAAAUCCGGCCCGCGGACAGUCCGGGAAUCAGCGUGUUUUUACAUGAGUAGAAUGUGUCCUUUUAUUUAAAAUGCAUCUCUAGGUUAUUUGUGAGGCAUAGGAAUUUGUUGAUUUUUUUUCCUUCAAAAUAUAGUCCUGCCCCCCAAAAGGUCUGUGGCAAAGUGGACCGGCCCCCUACUGAAAAAGCUUGCUGACACCUGGGUCAAACCAUUGCAAGUGGCGUCGAAAUUUUGGGAGGUUGGGUAGUUACAGUGGAAUGGUCUCAGUGGUGGGGUGCACAUUUUUAUUCUUAUUUACCGUAUUUUUUGCUCUAUAAGAUGCACCAGACCAUAAGACGCACCUAGUUUUUGGAGGAGGAAAAUAAGAAGAAAAAAAUUCUGAAUCUCAGAAGCCAGAACAGCAAGAGGGAUCGCUGCACAGCGAAAGCAGCAAUCCCUCUUGCUGUUCUGGCUUCUGGGAUAGCUGCGCAUCCUGCAUUUGCUCCAUAAGACGCACACACAUUUCCCCUUACUUUUUAGGAGAGAAAAAGUGAGUCUUAUAGAGCAAAAAAUACGGUAUUUAUGGUUAUUACUUUUUCAAAAUAAUAAAUAAUGAUAAUAAAAAUGGAUCUUUAAAAACCAGUUGAGGAGAUGGGUCUCUUAGCAGAUAUUGGUGAAAAGUGAAACCUCCAUAUGCUAAGGCAGUGUACCGUUGAGUUCCAGAUUAACCCACAGGAGAGGGCAGUUGCCUUUGAGCUCUGCACCUCAGCCUUCAUCUAGCUGUGCUACAGAUGAUGGGGAAUGCAAAUCUUGUUAAAACCUUGGUCUGGCGCAGUUCUUUAAAAGCUGCAGGAAUAACUCUUUGUCGGUGUUUUUUGGGACCAAUUUAUCUGAACUGAGUCCUGUCCCCCCCGCCCCCCCACUCAUGGAACAAGGGAACAGGGUUGUAGAUCAAUGUUAGAACACCUGCUCUGCAUGCAGAAGGACCCAGGAAAGGUUAUUAUUAUUAAUAUUAUUAAUUAAAGUUGUAUAUCGCCCUUCAUCUAUAGAUCUCAGGGCAUAAAGUUGCCAUAUUAAAAACACCAAAUACAUAGUGAAAAUAAGAACAAAAACAAAACAAUAAUCCCCACCUCCCACGACACAUUUCAAAGAGCAUCAGGUGUCAAUAAUAAUAAUAAUAAUAAAUUUUUAUUUAUACCCUGCCCUCCGCAGCCAGAGCCAGGUUCAGGGCGGCUAACACCAGUAAAAUCAGCCAAAGGCCUGGUUUAAGUACAUAAAUUAACACUGAAUCCAUGGUGGAGGGGCACAUUUCACCUUGCAUAUAACCACACUGAGGGUGGAUCUACACACAGGGGGAAAACCCCCCGCUAUAAAUAAGUCAGAACUCAAAUUGUUAUAACGGGGGGGGGGGGGGGGAACCACUAUGGAAAAUCGCAUAGAAUUUUCUUUUUGCUCUCCAGCGCCAUCUAAUGCUGCAUGUUUAUAACGCAUUCAAAAUGCUACUUUUGGCUAAUGUAGCUGAGUCCUGAGACGCUUACUUUAAGAACAUAAGAAAGCUAACUUUAUUGCAGGAAAUACCUGCUUAAAAGGGGUGGGGGUGGGGAAUCCUAGUUCAGCUAAGGUUCUUGCUCUUGCAUCUCAGCAGCAGAGACACCAACGAUGUUGCUUCUCAAAAGGGAGGCCUUGAGAACGAAGGGGAAGUGAGGUCAGCAGCCCUAAGUGUAUCUGUCUAGCAAUGAAGGAAUUUCAGCAAAUCAGCCCAGGGAGAUUGGGAGAUUCCAAUCUCCCCAUCCCAUGAAGGAUGGCUGAAAUCUCCAGAGAGCCAUUGCCAGGCAGUGUAGAAAAUGAAUGAAUGAAUUUUAUUAUUAUUAUUGUCACAGACCAGUUCCGGCUCACUUAUAGUAUCAGGAAAAUCAUAAAACACAACAGGAAUACAUUGAAUUGCAAUUGGGAAAAUACAGUGGUACCUCGGUUUACGAACUUUAUCCUUUCCGGACUUCCGUUCUUAAACCAAAACCAUUCUUAAACCGAGGCGCGCUUUCCUGAAGGAGGCCUCCCGGUGCCCUUCCACCAUUUGGCUUCCAUUCGUAGACUGAGGUAAAGUUCGCAAACCGGGACACUACCUCUGGUUUUGCGGAGUUCUUAAACCGAAUUGUACGUAAACAGGGCUGUUCUUAAACCGAGGCACCACUCUACUGAGUUAGAGGAACUGAUGGUCCGAUGUGGUUGAAAGAUACUGUUUCCCCUUCUCCCACCCCUCUCCAGACAUGUUUGGGGACGGGACUUGACUCAGCCCCUUGGAAAAGGCAGAAACAAACUUUGUCGGCUGUGCUUUGAGACAUCUUGGAGGGGCAGGAGAAGCCAACAAGUUGUUUUCUUCUUUGCUGUGCAGAUUGGGUCGUGUCUGUGGCUUGACAGGCUUCCGAAAGCUGGUGGGGAUCCUGGGCACGUUUCCUGCGCUGCAACAUUUGGAGUGAGUGGCAAAGCGGUGGGGAGGGGUGAAUGGGAGCCAUGCCUCCGGUUGACACAGAUGGAAAUCAAGACAUACCCAGAUAUCGAUAAAAGACAAAAAAGCUGUCGCAACUCCCUCUAUAUCACCACAAUAUUGUUGUAAAAUUUAGGGUGAAAUGAAUAAAUGCUAGGAUUUGGGCUAUGGACGUAAAAUGCAAGCUUGCAAAUGAAUUUCUGGGCUAGCUGAUGCAAAGCAACCUGGCUGAGCUAUCAAAAGAAUAAUUGAGGGACACUAAUUCCAUACAAGGGAACUGCUACCCCCUUGCCCCAGGUGUCAGCAGAAACUGGGUAUUUGGAAGGUUGCCAGGGUAACUGCUGGGGGGGGCAGCAAGGGUUGCUGGGAGGAAGAAGGAGCGAGAAGGGCAUAUUUGGGGGAGGCUGGAUGCUGGUGCUGCUGCCUCUGAAACGACCAUGCUAUAAGAUCUGGACGGACUCCAUACAGACGGAAGGUGUAAAUAGGUGAAGAAACCCUAUUUCUUAAAGCCACAACAGUCUCCGAUGUGUCUUCUAAUCUCCAAAAGGACACAGACCCCCAUGUAGGUGCCUGGGACGCGGGUGGCGCUGUGGUCUAAACCACUGAGCCUCUUGGGCUUGCCGAUCGGAAGUUCGGCGGUUCAAAUCCCCGCGACGGGGUGAGCUCCCGUUGCUCGGUCCCUGCUCCUGCCAACCUAGCAGUUCGAAAGCACACCAGUGCAAGUAGAUAAAUAGGUACCACUGCAGCAGGAAGGUAAACAGCGUUUCCAUGUGCUCUAGUUUCCGUCACGGUGUCCCAUUGUGCCAGAUGCGGUUUAGUCCUGCUGGCCACAUGACCCAGAAAGCUGUCUGCGUACAAACACCGGCUCCCUUGGCCUGAAAGCGAGAUGAGCACCGCACCCCAUAGCCGCUUUUGACUGGACUUAACCGUCCAGAGGUCCUUUCCCUUUUCCCUUUACCAAUAUUGACAUUAUUUUCAGCUCUCCUACCCCACGACUUAGUUACCCGCCAUUUGCAAGUCCCUUACCUUUACCACAGGUGCCUGGUACCCAGUGGGCUCUUGCCAACGCUCAGUCACCCAGCUUUGGUGACCAUCUUUCCCUGUCAUUUUUGCAGCUUGGAUUCUCCCAACGAGAACGAGAUCGGAGACGAAGGAGUGACUAGCCUCAGCAGCGUCCUUCCUCACUUGUCCUACCUGGAAAUGUUAAAGUAAGCAGCCUGGUUUAAGGCGGGAGAAAUGCCAUCCUCGCCGUCACCCUUGUCCCCAAAGGAACUGAGCGCAGGUCCUCAACUUUGCAAUGCUUUCUUCCUAGCCUGUCGGGGAACAAAAUAACAGACCUGGGGGCAGAGAAAUUAGCCAAAGCGCUUCCGUCGCUGCGUUCGCUGAAGACACUAAGGUGAGUGCUGCUCUUUUCAUCUUUAGCAUGUCCAUACCAACAAAGGUCCGUAUAGUUAAAGCUAUGGUUUUCCCAUUUAUGUGCAUUUAUGUUUCACAGGGUGCAAAAGAAGGGCUUUGCACCUUGCCUGGCAGAGAAACCAAGCGCCUUGCGCCCCUCCUGGGCAGCGCCCGCUUGCCCGUGACUCCCGAGCCUCUGUCAAAACAAAGGGGGAAGGGGGCAGGAGAUCUGUACUGCCAGACAUCCCUGGUUCCCCUUCGGCAGCGAGCAGCUCCUGAAGCCAGCCAGAGCCAACUGCGCUACCAGGCUGGCUCCGGGCUGCAGAGGCUGCCACUGCCACAUUUCCCGGGGACAGAUUUGCAAAUCCGGGGACUGUCCCCGGGAACCGGGGACGUCUAGUAACCCUACUCUAAGGUGCCACAAGAGUUUCUCCUGUUUUUGUUCUUUUGGAGUAGGGGCUGGAAUCACUUGUCUGUGCUUGUCAUAGGCUCUGGCGCCACCUAGUGUUGGGCUCCCUGGCUCCUGCCUUACCCGUUCCAAAGGGCACCAGCCUCCACCGUCCUUUUGACGAUGGGAAUUAUAGUGCAACAGUUUCAGGAGGGCUACAGUUUCUCCAUCCGCGACCUAAUCCUUUUUCCAAACAUCUCUGACCUUCUUUAUUUAAAAAUGUCAGCUCCCUUGGGCAAGCCAGACUGUGUUUGCAUGAUUUGUUACUUGAAGAUGGAUGGAGGCUUUUGGAUGGGUCAAAAACACACGUACGAGCAGAACUUUCUUGUAAAGCGAUGCUCUGCCCUGCUUCUCAUACGGAUCCAUGGUCACACUUGCCUUUGUUUCCUGCAGCUUAUACAAUAACAACAUUGGAGAUGCGGGGGCAGAACAUUUUGCCAGAGUGCUCCCAGAGACAGCUUCUUUGAGAGUGCUUGAGUGAGUAUAAAACAUUUGGCCAUGAAGACUUAGGGCACGUAACUCCCACAAAGAGCCAGGUUCAAGGUGCUUUCACAAUGGUUGACUGGUGUCUGUUUAUAAUGGCUUUUUAGUGGUUUUAUUGCUGUAAACAGCUUUGGUAUUUCCCCCCAUGAUAUAUAUAUAUUUUAAUAUUUUUAUUGGUUUUUAACAUACAAAAUUAUAAAACAUACCACACAAUUUAUCACAAAUACAUUCUUACUGGACUUCCAUCAGCACCUCUGAUAAUCCUCCGUUUUAAUCACCUCUUACGCAUUUCCUAACUUAAUAUUGCCUUUACAUCUCUUAACAUAUCACGUCUCCUUCUCCAUUUUUGCAAUAUUUCUAAUAUUAUUCCUCACAGAACUUUUUCAAACCUAUAAACGUCGUCUGGUCGUCACAAAUACUUUUCAAAUAAUCCGUAAAUUUACUCCAGUCCUUGGUAAACUUCUGGUCCCGCCGGUUUCGGAUCCUUCCCAUUAGUUUAUCAAGUUCCGCAUAAUCCAUUAAUUUCAUCCUCCAGGUAUUUCCCCCCAUGAUAUAAUGGUAUGCAAAUAUUUUCAUAAAUAAAUACUGCAAGGUGCUCUGUGUGGGGUUUCCCUUCCUUCCUUCUAUACUCCUUUCUUCCUCCCCCACCAGAACCUGCCCAAGCCACCCAAACCAAAACCUCACUUCGGGGAUGCCCUUCUUUCUGCCCUACAUGAGAUGUGGGUGGGGCUGUGGUCUAAACCACUGAGGCUCUUGGGCUUGCCGAUUGCAAGGUCGGCAGUUCAAAUCCCCGCGACAGAGUGAGCUCCUGUUGCUCUGUCCCAGGUUUUGCCAGCCUAGAAGUUUGAAAGCACACCAGGGUGAGUAGAUAAAUAGGUACCGCAGCAACGGGAAGGUAAACGGCGUUUCCGUGCGCUCUGGCACUCAUCACAGUUCUCUGUGCGCCAGUAGUGGUUUAGUCCAGCUGGCCACAUGACCCGGAAAACUGUCUGUGGACAAACGCCAGCUCCCUCGGCCUGAAAGCAAGAUGAGCGCCGCAACCCCAGAGUCGCCUUUGACUGGACUUAACCAUCCAGGGGUCCUUUACCUUUUACCCUUUUUUUACAUGAAUCACAAACCAUCAUUUGCUGCAGACAUCUUGUAAGGCUGUAUCUUUCUGUCUCGGCUUUCCCUGUUGCAUGAAAUCAGGCCCCUGCUUCUUUCUGAACAAUUCCCCUCCAUUACAUUUUUAUUUAUAUGUAUGUUUGUGUGUGUGUGUGUGUGUGUGUGUGUGUGUAUACACACACACACACAUAUACACACAUAUACAUACACACACACACACACACACACACACACAAUAUACACACACACACACACACACACACACACAGAGUGGUACCUCGGGUUAAGAACUUAAUUCGUUCUGUAGGUAAAGUUCUUAACCCAAGGUACUACUUCCGGGUUAGCGGAGUCUAACCUGAAGCAUUUGUAACCUGAGGUACCACUGUAUAUAUAUAAACACACACACACACACACACACACACACACACACAUAUAUAUAAAUAUUUAUAUAUAAAUGUGUUUUUGACUACUGUUAUUGAUUUCUUUAACUUAUACCCCACCUUUUCCACCAAGGAGCUCAAGGUGGCGCUCCAGAUGCCUUAGCUGAGAUUCCCAGAGAGCAGGGGGUUGGGCUAGAUGACCCUUAAGGUCCCUUCCAGCUCUACAAUUCUAUGAUCCUCCCCCUCCUCAUUUACUGGUGGUGGUUUUGCUUUCAUGGCGCUGUUUGUUGUUUUUAUGUUGUGAAAUGCUUAGGGUUGAAAAACUGGGAAAUCUGGGGGUGGGGGAGAAAUGAAGAGUGUGUGUGUUUUCGUUAAAUGUUUUAAAUAUUUAAAGCAAAUGAAGUAAGGAAACUCAGGACCACCCUGCUACUGCUGAGGUUUAGCAAAGCAGAGGCAGCUCCUUUAGGCUAACAGCUGGUACGCUCGUUUCUUUCCAGCAUCCAUUGCAACAAGAUAACGGCUGCUGGAGCUCAGUACCUGACGGACAGCUUGAGGAAAUGUCCCCGCGUCCAGAGUGUGGCGUAAGUCUUUGGCUGGCUUGAUAUCCCACCUUGAUCACGCAAAUGCUCUCAGCUGGGUGCUGUCCCUGGUCGUAUCCAAACCAUGCAUUUUGAGCCGUAUGAUACCCCUUUGAACAGUCAUGGCUUCCCCAAUGCAUCCAGUAGACCACACGGGUAGCGUUGUGGUCUAAACCACUUGGGCUUGCCGAUCAGAAGGUCGGCGGUUCGAAUCCCCGUGAUGGAGUGAGCUCCCAUUGCUCUGUCCCAGCUCCUGCCAACCUACCAGUUCGAAAGCACACCAGUGCAAGUAGAUAAAUAGGUACCACUGCGGUGCAAAGGUAAACGGCGUUUCCGUGCACUCUGGUUUCCGCCAAGGUAUUCCGUUGUGCCAGAAGCGGCUUAGUCCUGCUGGCCAAAUGACCCGGAAAGCUGUCUGUGGACAAACGCUGGCUCCCUCGGCCUGAAAACGAGAUCAGUGCCUUAUGUUUCCCUCCCCUUAUGGUUUUGAUCUAUGGGCUACUUUUAAAAUGAGACUGCAUUUUUAAUUACAUUUUAACCUGUAUCUUAAAUUGGUUUUUCUCCCCUCCUAUUAUGUUUUUACUGCAAUUUUACUGGUGUUAGCCACCCUGAGCCUGGCUCUGGCCAAGGAGGGCAGGGUAUAAAUAAAAUUAAUUUAUUAUUAUUAUUAUUAUUAACCCCAUAGUCGCCUUUGACUGGACUUAACCGUCCAGGGGUCCUUUACCUUUACCAUUAAUACACAAAACCCAUGAUUGUGAAUCUUUUCUCUAUAUUAUCUGGAUUCCCAUUCCCUUCUACCAUGGUCUCUUCCAUUAUUUGCAUAUCUUACCUAUAUGUGCGUGUGUGUAAUUUUACUAAUAAUGGUGGGGGAGAAAUACAAUGCAGUUAAACAUCUGAAAGGUGAACACACUUGGCAAAUUGCAUGAACUGAAACACAGCCGUUUUUGAAAUCUUUGCUUCUCCAAAUUUUGCAAUGUGGUGCCAAGUAAUGUGCAGAAAGAUGCAUGCACCAGGAUAAAUGUACAUAAGAAUGCAUAUUAGUGAAAAAUAACAUUAAAAAUACAUUGCAUUGGGAGGAAAUGCCUUGCGAAAACGUCUGUAUUGGGGCAACAGGGCAUGCAAAGCUGUUUGUAUUAGGAGAAAUUUGUACUGAAAUGCUGAUAUUUAAUGAAGACUUUGAAAGAAAUGCAAACUUACAUGGAAAUGAAGAGAUUUGAAAAUUGUAAAUACAAAAAAUUGAGAGAAACUGAAAUCCACAGAUUUGUAUAUCCUUGCUCAAGAUAAGGGGCUUCAACAAAGCAAAUUUCCUUAUUCUGUUUUCUUUUCUUCAACCCCCCUUUUUCAGGCUAUGGAACCCCACUAUUCCCCAUGGACUUCUAGAUCAUCUGCAGCAGCUGGAUUCUCGAAUCAGAUUACUCUAGAUCCAGCAAAACCAGGGUCAAACAAGGUUGGGAUUUUGAAAUGCGUAAGUAUUUUGAAUCAGUAUUUAGGAUGCUCUUGGCUCCUGCAUUCUGCUCUCCUGUAAAAAGUGAUAGUCCCUCUUAAUGAAAUAUUCCUGCUGAUUUCCAACCCCCCCUCAAAUGACCAUGCCUUUAUCAGGAGUUCAAUAUGUGGAGCUGGAAUUGUCUGCCAGCCAUCUCAGAUACUGUGAUCAGAUAUUAAAAUCCCCAGAUUCUGCCGCUAGAAUAAAUUGCGUCCGUAUAUGUAGUUUAAAUGUUAUUUAUGCUUAUAUAGACCUGUGUCUGAAUUCUGCUAGCACUGAUCUAAGGUACAAUUUGCUCUAUACAUUUAAAGCAGUAUUAUGCCACUUUAAAUUGUCAUGGCUUCGCCCAAAGAAUCCUGGGAAAUGUAGUUAGUUAGGGCCUUGUUCGGAGACCCCUGUUCCCUCCAGGGAGCUACAAUUCCCAGAGUUCCCUGGGAAGAGGGAAUGACUGCUAAACCAACCUGGGAAAUGUAGGUCUGUGAAGGGAACAGGGGCUUCUUCACAUUGCUCAGCACCCAUUGCUCAGCAAUCUACACUUCCCAAGAUUCUCUGGGAGAAGCUGUUCCUGCUUAAAGUGGUAAGGUAAAGGUAAAGGUACCCCUGCCUGUACGGGCCAGUCUUGUCAGACUCUAGGGUUGUGCGCUCAUCUCACUCUAGAGGCCGGGGGCCAGCGCUGUCCGGAGACACUUCCGGGUCACGCGGCCAGCGUGACGAAGCUGCUCUGGCGAGCCAGCACCAGCGCAGCACACGGACCGCCGUUUACCUUCCCACUAUAAAGCGGUACCUAUUUAGCUACUUGCACUUAAUGGUGCUUUCGAACUGCUAGGUGGGCAGGAGCUGGGACCGAAAGACGGGAGCUCACCCCGCCGCGGGGAUUCGAACCGCCGAUCAUACGGUCGGCAAGUCCUAGGCACUGUGGUUUUACCCACAGCGCCACCCGCGUCAGCUUAAAGUGGUAUCGUGUUUCAAAUGUACAGCGCUGAAGGGACCUGAACGCCGAAUAAAUUUUAAAUGGGUAUGAAAGCAGAUCAACUAAAAUGAAAAUACAUUAUUAUUAUUAUUAUUAUUAUUAUUAUUAUUAAUAAUAAUAAUUAUUAUUAUUUUAAAAAACGGUUCAAGGUAUCAUUCCACCUAUUGAAAUGUGCAGUGCAGAUGGGCUCUGCCUAUCAUUGGCUCUGGUGCCACCUACAGUUGGAAGGCAAGGUUGGAAAUUGAUUCUGUUGCCCCACCCAUUUUCCCUUUUAACCCAGUACAGGCAUUCAGUUCCCAGGAGGCUUCCCAGGAAGGAAUGCCUCUCGCUGGCUACUGCAGGUCUAAUCCAGCUCUUUCUAUGUCCUCUUGGCCCGCUUGAGAGGUCUUAGCAGGAAAGUGUGUUUGAGUUGUACUCAGCUAGCUUUUGCUCAGAACAAACCCAUUGAAAGCAACGGACCUAGCUUAGCCAUGUCCAUUUAUUUCUAUGGGUCUGCUCCGGGUUACUGUUAAUUGGGAGACCACCCUUAAGUCUUUGCAUUGCUUAGCACCGCAGGGAGAAGAUCGCGUGAAAACGUUGGCUUCAGAAUGCAGACUAGGGGGCUUUAAAAGAGGAUUAAUGGAGGAGACGCGGGUGGCGCUGUGGGUUAAACCACAGAGCCUAGGACUUGCUGAUCAGAAGGUUGGCGGUUCGAAUCCCCGCGAUGGAGUGAGCUCCCGUUGCUCGGUCCCAGCUCCUGCCAACCUAGCAGUUUGAAAGCACGUCAAAGUGCAAGUAGAUAAAUAGGCACAGCUCCGGUGGGAAGGUAAAUGGCAUUUCCGUGCACUGCUCUGGUUCGCCAGAAGCAGCUUAGUCCUGCUGGCCACAUGACCCGGAAGCUGUACGCCGGCUCCCUUGGCCAAUAAAGCGAGAUGAGCGCCGCAACCCCAGUGUUGUCCGUGACUGGACCUAAUGGUCAGGGGUCCUUUACCUUUUAAUGGAUGAGAGGGCUACCGAUGGCUACUAGCCCCAAAGGCUUAAUCUACUGCCAUCAUGGCUGGAGGCAGUGAUGCUCCCAGAUAAAUGCCAGAUGCUGCAAACCACAGGAGAGGAGUGUGGCUCUUGCACUCGGGUCCUGCAUGGAGGUUUCCCAUCGGGACGUCUGAGUGGCCACUGUGAAAUCAGGGUGCAAGACUCUUCUGAUGUUACACCCUUAAUAAAAGCAAGCCAGAAAAGAUGUGUGUGUUUAUGACUUGACAGGCACAUCCUUCCGAACGGUGGAUGAAGGAGCUGACAUUUUGCAUGGGAUGCUUCAUGCAUGAAAAUCAGAAAUCGACAACAUCCGGCUACGGGAGGCCUCUGUCCUGGAGGCAUGGAUUUGGGAAAUAGCUUGACACGGUUUUGAGAAGCCACAAGAGAAUGCAAAGCGCAGUUUCUGCAAAAUGAUCUUUAGCAGCUGAAUAGACUGUGGAGCAGUGCAAGGUCUUUUUGUGUAUACAGUGGUACCUUGGUUCUCAAACUUAAUGCAUCCCGGAAGUCCGUUCCAAAACCAAAGCAUUCCAUAAAGGGUUAAAUUUCCAUCAUUUAAAAUUACUAAACCCCCCUUGGAAGCAGGAGAAGAGGGGGGAAUCUUUUUAAACUGUUUAAACCUGCAGAAGAGAGAGUAAAGAAAGAUAAAUUUCCAAUGUCUUGAACCUGGGAGCGGGGUGUCAGGACGGACGCUUUGGGGAAGUUCAUUGACUGUGGACAAACGUUUUUGACAGAUAGUUAAAAAAGAGAAACAUAUUGAUUCCAAUGUUCCCUCUUGCAUUUAAAAGAAACAAAAUAUCUGAAAAAGGAAAGGAACUUUGUUGCUAGAUCUGCUUAAAAAGACGGAUACAAAUAGAAAUUGUUUCCCCUAGAGGGAGCUUGUGAAACUGUUAUUAGAGUAGAUCUGGGGAGCUUUGCAGCUGUAGAGAUUAAAGAUCGUGGGACCAGACUUUGACCUUGAACAAGAAUGUGCCUAGAAGAAGCGUUAGUGCUUGCUCUUUGCAGGACAAGUGCUUUACUGGAACAGCUACAUGAGAAGAUGGAUUUGAUGACUGUUGCAGUCGGAAAUUUUGGACAAACAGUGAAUACCUAUAUAGAACCCACUCAGAAAUUAAUCCAGGAAUGUGCUUUGACAGAUCAAGUGGUGAAGAAGAUAAAGGAGGAGGUUGUUGCUGAACCUCAAGUAGCAGAAAUGGAGAGAGCAGCGGCCCUGCAGGAACAUAAGUUGUUGGAUCUGACGAAUGAAUCUGGAGAAAGUCAGAUUUGGAGAGAUGGAGUUCUGUUUGGCUUGGAGAUGGGGGGCUGGAUGGAUCCCCCUAUGCAGGGAUGUUUUGACAUUUCGAAUUUGGCUUUGGGCCAGGGGGAGUUGUGAGUUGUGGGGGCCCUUAACUUUGGAGGGACUUUGAAACAUGCCUCUAAAUAUCAUAUGGAUUUCAGUGUCGACUAUGGAGAAUGGGCUUACUUGUCGAGAAGGGACAAAGAUAUUGUCAAGUUGGAGUCUCCCCGAGAGAAAGGAAGGAAAUUAAGAAUAAGAUCAGCAGAAGACAAAGUAACCAAGGCGCGCUUUGCCAUAGAAAGUAAUGCAAAAUGGAUUAAUCCAUUCUAGACUUUUAAAAACAUCCCCUAAAACAGCAAUUUAACAUGAAUUUUACUAUCUAACGAGACUAUUGAUCCAUAUAAUGAAAGCAAUAAACAAUGUACUGCAGUCACAAAAUCAAUCAAUCAAUCAGUAGCUGAACUGGGUUCCACACAGUCACAAAAACAAACAAAAACAAAAACAAACAAAAACAAAAACAAACAAAAAAGAGCCGCAAAAACAAAAGCACUAAAUAAAUAGGAAAAACAUCAUAUGAAGUAUGAAGUUUACGGCAUGUAAUGCCUUAAGAGAGAAUAUUAUGAAAAUGAUAUACAGGUGGUACAUAACCCCAGUUAAGCUUGCAAAAAUCUACCAUUUGCCUGAUAAUAAAUAUUGGAAAUGUAAAGAAACUGAAGGUACAUUUUUUCACCUUUGGUGGACGUGCCCAAAGAUUAAGGCUUUCUGGGAGAUGAUAUAUAAUGAAUUAAAAAAGGUAUUUAAAUAUACCUUCUUGAAGAAACCAGAGGCCUUUCUCCUGGGCAUAGUCGGCCAACUGGUGUUAAAAAAGGAUAGAACUUUCUUCAUGUAUGCUACAACAGCAGCAAGAAUACUCAUCGCAAAGUAUUGGAAGACACAAGAGCUACCCACACUGGAGGAAUGGCAGAUGAAAAUGAUGGACUACAUGGAAUUGGCGGAAAUGACUGGCAGAAUCCGUGACCAGGGAGAAGAGUCGGUGGAAGAAGAUUGGAAGAAAUUUAAAGAUUAUUUACAGAAAUAUUGCAAAAUUAAUGAAUUUUAGAGUGAUUUUGGAUUGAAAUUAAGUGGCUUCUAGCUGUAUAGGCUUUAAAGCUAUAAACAGAUUAAGAUUAAGGAUUAGGAUUAAAAAGGUUAAAAGAAUGGAAAAUUGGUUUUUAAUAGGUAAAAAUUUAAUGUUAUAUUAUAUUAAGAUUAAGGACUGGGAUUAAAAAGGAGGGAAAGGAAUUGCUGGACUAACAAACUGAAUUGGAAUACAAAAGAGGGAGGUAUGAGGAGGUCCGGGAAACAAGUAAAUGUAAAAGUAGUGAUGAAAAGAAGGAAUUGUUUUUAACUGUUUUUUUCUUUUUUCUUUUUGUAUUUUGUUUGUGUACUUUUCUUUAUAUUCUUGAAUUUUUCUUUUUUGUUGAUGUGAUUUUUUCUUUGUGAAACUUUAAUAAAUAUCAUUUAAAAAAAAAAUAGGAAAAACAGACACUCCAAAUGGAAUUUUAAAUUGUAUUUUUAACCUGUAUUUUAAAUUGCCCCCCCCCUUAUGUUUUUAUUGUAAUUUUACUGGUGUUAGCCGCCCUGAGCCCGGCUCUGGCUGGGGAGGGCGGGGUAUAAAUAAAAAUUUAUUAUUAUUAAGUGUGUAACACUCAAAACAGAAGCGUAACACUCAAAUUGGAAGCAUAACACUCAAAACAGAACAUGUUCGGCUUCCAAAAAAAGUUCGCAAACUGAAACACUUACUUCCAGGUUUGCAGUGUUUGGGUUCCAAGUUGUUUGAGUACCAAGGCGUUUGAGAACCAAGAUACCACUGUACACACAUUUCUUAUUAGACCAUUGUAGAUUUCCCACGCCCCCUCCCUGUCUCUGUCUGUGUGCCAUUUGAACACGGUUUUACCGUGUGUGCAACCUUCAGUAAAUAUGCAUAUAAUCUUCAAUAAAUGUGUGUUAAAUCUUUUAGUUAA
Molecule: messenger RNA, 58770 nt
Organism: Podarcis lilfordi (Lilford's wall lizard)
Lineage: Eukaryota; Metazoa; Chordata; Lepidosauria; Squamata; Lacertidae
Source: the annotation of a GenBank genome assembly